Molecule: messenger RNA, 58706 nt
Organism: Podarcis lilfordi (Lilford's wall lizard)
Lineage: Eukaryota; Metazoa; Chordata; Lepidosauria; Squamata; Lacertidae
Source: the annotation of a GenBank genome assembly
UGCUCGUUCACGGGCGGAGCCACGAGAAGAUGGAGAGACAGAGGGAAAGAGGGAGGGCGGGGAGGGCGGUGUUCUCUCCCUGGGCUGAGCUCGUGGGCGCUGCCUGUCUUCUUACCUGACAAAUCAGGCGGAGAGAAGAGGCUGCGAAAGCGAGAGAGUGAAGCUUUGCUUCUCCACCCACACACACACACACACACACACACACACACACACACACACACACACACACACAGAGCGAUACACCAGGCGCCUUGGAACUGGAGGGCAAGAUCUCUCGCCCCCCGGUCCUUUCCCUCCAACUCCUUCCAGCUUUGCGGAACUGGGACCACCUGGGUACCACUAGACGCGGCUGGACACUUCUUCUCUCCCUGUAUCCUUCAGCAGCCAUGUACUGAUCAGAGCAUCCUUCGGAACUCUCCUUUUUUUGUCGCUCUCGCUUUUUCUGGUCCUCCCUUUACGCUUCAAACUCAACAGUUCUAGAGAAGUACCGAGGCAAGGUGCAAGAGGGUAAGUAACCUGGAUGAAAUUUCUGUAUCUUGGUUUUCCUAUGGUGGUGAGGCGGUGGUGCGUGAUGGAGGAGGACCUUUGAGGAUGUGGUCCUGUUGCACGCUUAGUAAAUCGCACUGGACCCGACGAGGUUUACUUCUGCAAAGGCAUGGGCAGAAUGCUAAGAACUGAUGUCAUAUGUAGGUUUUCAACUCUGAAGUAAGUUCCCUUGUGUACUCAAUGGGGGGCUUACUUCUCUGCAUAUGUUCAGAAGCUUGUAGCCUCAGACUCCUAUGCCUACGCUUGCAGCCUGUGCAUGCUUACUUUGGAGUAAGCCCCGUUGCAAUGAACAGGACUCACUUCUGAGUAAACAUACAUUAGAUCAUGCUAUAAAAUAUAUCUUGUCUACGCACAUACACAGAUACACACACGCUCCCCAAACCCAGAAGCUUGGCUUUGGGGGAAAGCGGAAAUUAUAAUUUCAAUAAUGAAUAUAUUUAAGUGUCUGUCAUUAGCUAAGCAAGAAAAACUCCUGUAUUAGGAAAGGUGGGACAGGAAGGCAGCAAUGGGAGCUGUCUUGUUGUGUUUCUUAUGGACAAAAGAGAGCAGGUGUUUAGCACAGAAGCCUUCCUCUCUAAGCAAUGACUGUUGAAUUGCGUGGCUCUUUAGAUGUUGUUGGACUCUAUUUCCUGUCAGCACAAGUCAGCAUUGUCCAAAGGACAGGGAUGAUGGGAUAUAGUUUAGCUACCCUGAUUUAAAGAGAUAUGCAUGUAUAGGCAUGGUGCUGGACUACAAAUUCCCUUGUCCCUGACCACUGACCAUGUUGACUUGGGCUGAUGGAUGUUGGAGAACUACAGGUCGUCCUCCACCACCCUUGAUUUAACUCAAGGACCCUACCCUGUUCCACCAUGAAGUCAGAGCUAUAUAGGCACCCAGUUUAAUUUGCCAGCUUUCUCAGGAAUCCUAAGAGAGCCUAGCCAUGUUUGUUGUGACAUUCAGUCUUCGUAUAUAUACAAGUAUUAUCGCUUCAGAAAAUGGUGAAGUGUGUGACUGUCCCCAGGUUUUUUUUUGGAGGGGGGUGUGGAAGCAAAAAUGUGGAAAGUGCUCAGUUGAGAAGGGGACUCAUCCUAAAAGGAGAAACCAUGUCCAGAGCCUGCCUCUGAUAGAACAGAAAUGGAACAACAUCCAUUCUAGAAGAAUUUGCUGCCUGCUAAAUCUCCCAUAUGCAGACCAUCUCCUUUCUGUUUCCAAACCAUUAAACAUGGUGUCUACUGUCUUAGUACUCCUCCUCCCACAGACGAAUGGUUUAUCUUCCCUUGUGUAAGAGACUGUGUGUGUGUGUGUGUGUGUGAGAGAGAGAGAGAGAGAGAGAGAGAGAACGAGCAAGAACACACACCAUGUGCCAUUGUAUGCAGGGAUCUGCCUUCCUUUCAUUACCAGGGAAUUGGAUGCCUUUAUUGACAAGUCCAAUGAAGUUUUGGCUCUUGUCCAGGGAUUAGCUAAGAUCGCAGGGGUUCUCAAGAUUUGUUUACUACAUCACCUAGACUAUAAAUAUACAAAUAGACUAGACUAACAGCACUGAGAUUGUUGUUUACCCAAUGAUUAAGGGGGAAAGUCAAGUGUGUGUGUGUGUGUGUGUGUGUGUGUGUGUGUGUAAGAGAGAGAGAAAUUGAAAUCAAAUUAAAGUGAAGAACUUGGCAGUGGUGUUUUUUAAACUAUGCAGCUGUGAACAAAAGUGAAUCAAGGUCAGCCAACAUGUCACAGAGAUGCACACCACUUCUAUGCAAACUUAUCCUGGUGCAAUUCCAUGAUUGAUUGGCAUUUUCCUGAACACUUGCAAUAUGUGGGUGUUUUUAAAGAAAAUCCUGUGCAGGGCUGGCAUGUAAAUGAACAUGAUCUCAGGGGCUAAUGUUAGCAUCUUCAGAUAAAGACAGCUCAAUGCUCCUCCCCCUCACCUCCCUCUCCUAGGUUUGCUGGAUAUAGUAUAUUUCCCAGGACUUGGUAAUGAAGAUUCACACUCCUAUUUUUAAAUAAUUACUCAUUUGUUCACGGUUUGGAAGGACUUGUUGCAGUGCUCAGCUGUGGCUAUGGGGUUCCAUUCUCUCUGAUGUUUGAGUGUGGCAGAAAAAAGAUCUAAAUUGGUUUAAAAUCUGGUUUAAAAAGACAAGUUGGCUGCAAGGUACUAACAGCUUUAAAAAGGCAAUUGGGUAUUUUGUGUUCACUGAUAGACCUUGUUCUCCCCCAGCAAGGUAACUCUCACUUAUUUUUAUACGAGCUUCCUGGGCAAAUGGACUUCUCAAGGCAAAGGAGGCUGAUCUGUUAAGGCAAAUGGGACAUUGCCUACCCAAACUCAGUCUUGCUCUGAGUCAGCUUCUGCCUGCCAGACUUCUUUCUUAAACCCAGUCCAGUGGGUGGUCCUGACUGUCAGCUUCCUCCUCCUUCAUCUCAGUUUUGUCAUUCUAGGACGUUGAUGUGAUUGGUCUAUUUAUUAUAUUUAUACACAGCUUUCCAUCCACAAGUAUCGCAAAGCGGCUUACAAACAGACAAUAACAAUAACAUAAUAGAACAUCACAAGUACAAUAUAGAUCAUAUAGAAGAAUUAACCAACCAUCAGUAAAACAAAUACAAACCAUCAGUAAAACAACUGCAAUCUAUAAAACACUAUUAACAAAACUGCUAAAAAAAAUAACCCAGACAGAACAAUAACAACAAAAAUCAUAUUAUUCUUAUUUGUUCUUAUUUUCUUAUCAUGUAUUUUGCGUCUUUUAUCUUGUUUUGGAUAUCAUGAACUGCCCAGGGAUCUACAGAUGGGGUGGUGGUGGUGUAUAAAUUUAAUUAUUAUUAUUAUUAUUAAUAAUAAUAAUAAUAGUAAAAUAAUAAUAAUAAUAAUAACAAUAAUAAUAAUAAUAAUACAGUGGUACCUUGGGUUACAUACGCUUCAGGUUACAUACGCUUCAGAUUACAGACUCCGCUAACCCAGAAAUAGUACCUUGGGUUAAGAACUUUGCUUCAGGAUGAGAACAGAAAUCCGGCUCCGGCGGCGCAGUGGCAGCAGGAGGCCCCAUUAGCUAAAGUGGUGCUUCAGGUUAAGAACAGUUUCAGGUUAAGAACGGACAUCUGGAACGAAUUAAGUACGUAACCAGAGGUACCACUGUAAUAAUAUAGGAUUUACAAAGUGCUACAGCAUUCAUAAUCGAUAAAACCAUUCUAACAACAUUAACAAGGUAGCAAUUAAAUAAUAAACUAAGUACUGCAGAAUUCAUACACAGGCUCUCCCCACCUCCUUGACUCAUCAUCUUCCACUCUAUUCAGUUCGUUAAAAGACACAUCCACAUGAUGCUCGUGGCAGCAUCUUCUUUCUGAAGGCUUCUAGGACUGGAGGGUAGGGCAAGGCAGGUGGAAAAAGCCACCACCUGAUGGCCAGCACAAAGUCAGAACCAGAAUCAGAUCUCAAAUCAGAUCAUUGCAUAGUUUUAAAGAUAAAGCAUGACUCAUUGUGACAACAACACACAACUAUACAUUUCACUCCAAACCAGCAAUAUUUAGCAGCAACAUUAAAAUGACAGCCUAAAAAAAUGAAGACCAGCAACAUCAUUUCACUAAAAGUGGAUGUACUCAGACAGGUCUUUUUUAAAACAACAACAACAUUAAAAUCAGUUAACAGAUAAGCCAAACACACUUUUCAUGGGAAGGCGUUCCAUGUUGAUAGGCCCAUCACUGAGCAGCUAAAUUUACCACUGAGCUUCAACCCUUCCUGUAUUGGGUUCAACGGCCAUGAUCCUGUUUCCCUUAUUGUGCCUUGAUUAGCUCCAUAUCUUUUUGUCUCAUUGGAUUCAACUUGCACUGUAUGAACAGGUGGGCAUCAAAUGCUGAACAAUCUCUCUCUCUCUCUCUCUCUCUCUCUCUCUCUCUCUCUCUCUUUCUCUUUCUCUGCCUUCAUUUAAUUUGUUUUCUUUGUCUUUCUUUCCAGGGCUGGAUAUUGACAUUCUUUAGCCAUGGAUGUAUUCAUGAAAGGAUUUAACAGAGCCAAGGAAGGAGUUGUGGCGGCAGCAGAGAAGACCAAGCAGGGCAUGGCGGAAGCAGCAGGGAAAACGAAAGAAGGAGUUCUCUAUGUAGGUAGGUGGGCAACAAGAUCUAAGAGACAGUCAUUUUUUUCUUCUUUCACUGCUUUACAUUGUGAUGUUUAGAAACUGGGUGCCCACAACCAUUUUAUUAUACAUAUUGCCAUACAUUAUUAUUACCACUGUUAGCAUUAUUAUCAGUAGUAGUAGUAUUAUACCCUUCCCAUCUAUCUGGGUUCCCCCAGCCACUCUGGGUGGCUUCCAACACAUGUAGAAACAUAAUAAAACAUCUUCUAAAAGUUGUAUCCUUAGCUUUAUCUCCUUGACAUCUGAACAAGAAUACAAGAUAAAAAGUGGGGUUGUAUGUGAUCGUGUGUGCACACACGAUCUGCUUAGAGAGGGGUGGGGAAAAUCUGGCCCUCCAGAUGUUUCUGAACUGCAACUCCCAUAAUCUCUGCCCAUUGGCCAUACUUGCAGGGGUUGAUGGGAUUUGUAGUUCAGCAACAUCUGGAGGGCCCAUUGCUCCCACCCCUGGUUUAGAUAUUCCUGUUGAAAUAUAUAUAUAUAUUUUUAUAAGAUAUUUAUUAAAGUUUAAACAUUACAGAGAAAAAAAGAAAAGAGAAACAAAAAAGAAAUACAAGCCAUAAACAAUUACAAAACCUCAGAAACAAAAAUAAAUACAGUAAUACAAAACAUCAACAAUACAAAAAAAGGCAAAAAACAAAAAACAAAAACAUUUAAGAAACCCAAAAAAGAACAAACAAAAAUUUAAAAAAUCCCGUACUUUCAUAUCCUUAUCUUUCAUUUGCUUAUUUCCUUGACUUCCUCACACCUCCUUUUUUGUAUUCUAGUUCAAUUAAUUAUUCCAGCAAGUUCUUUCCCUCUUUCUCAAAUUUAGUUCCAUAAUUUAUCUUAACACAUUUUAGCCUUAAAUUUACCCCUUUACCAAUGUCAAUCUAUUCAUACUUAAUUCUUUAUAGUAUUUCUACUAAAGUCAUGUAGCUUCUUUCCAGCAUCCUUCUAACAUUCAUUAAUUUUAGAAUAUUUCUGUAAAUAUACUUUAAAUUUUUUCCAAUCUUCUUCCACCGACUCUUCUCCCUGGUCUCGGAUUCUGCCAGUCAUUUCCGCCAAUUCCAUGUAAUCCAUCACCUUCAUCUGCCAUUCUUCCCUGGUAGGUAGGUCUUGUGUCUUCCAAUGCUUAGCGAUGAGUAUUCUUGCUGCUGUUGUGGCAUACAUGAAAAAAACUCUGUCCUUCUUUGGCACCAAUUGGCCGACCAUGCCCAGGAGAAAGGCCUCUGGUUUCUUUAUAAAGGUAUAUUUAAAUACCUUUUUCAUUUCAUUAUAGAUCAUCUCCCAGAAUGCCUUAAUCUUUGGGCAUGUCCACCAAAGGUGAAAGAAUGUACCUUCAAUUUCAUUACAUUUCCAACAUUUAUUAUCGGGCAAAUGAUAAAUUUUUGCAAGCUUAACUAGUGUUAUGUACCACCUAUAAAUCAUUUUCAUUAAAUUCUCUUUUAAGGCAUUACAUGCCGUAAAUUUCAUACCGGUGGUCCAUAACUGUUCCCAGUCAGCCAUCAUAAUAUUAUGUCCAACAUCCUGUGCCCAUUUAAUCAUAGCAGAUUUCACCAUUUCAUCCUGAGUAUUCCAUUUCAACAGCAAGUUAUACACUCUUGACAAAUUCUUAACUUUAGGGUCUAACAAUUCUGUUUCCAGCUUUGAUUUUUCCACCUGAAAACCUAGCUUUUUAUCCUGAUUAUAUGCCUCCAUUAUUUGGUAAUAAUGGAGCCAAUCUCGCACUCUGUUCUUUAAUUUUUCAAAGCUCUGUAGUUUUAAUCUGUCACCCUCUUGUUCCAAAAUUUCCCAAUACUUCGGCCAUUUGGCCUCCAUAUUGAGUUUUUUCUGGGCCUUUGCCUCCAUAGGUGACAGCCAUCUUGGGGUUUUAUUUUCUAACAAAUCCUUAUAUCUUAUCCAGACAUUAAACAGUGCUUUUCUUACAAUAUGGUUUUUGAACGCUUUGUGUGCUUUGACCUUAUCAUACCACAAAUAUGCAUGCCAACCAAAUACAUUAUUGAAACCUUCCAAAUCCAAAACAUCCGUGUUUUCAAGAAGCAUCCAUUCUCUCAGCCAACAAAAAGCGGCUGAUUCAUAAUAAAGUUUUAAGUCUGGCAGGGCAAAUCCACCUCUUUCUUUAGCAUCAGUUAAAAUCUUAAAUUUUAUACGAGGCUUCUUGCCCUGCCAGACAAAUCUAGAAAUAUCUCUCUGCCACUUCUUGAAACAGUCCAUUUUGUCCAAAAUUUGCAGUGAUUGAAACAGAAAUAACAUUCUUGGCAAUAUGUGAUGGGAUGAUGAGCUGCUUGUGCGUAAAAUCGUAUCCCCUCAGAGUUUGUUCAAGUCCACAAACCUCUGUCUGUGACGGAGCCCUUCAGACAUGGCUCCUCUAGUCACUAGCAGAUUCCGACAGUGGUUGCUUUCGUAAUCGCUUCCAACAUAAAAGCUCCUUAACGGAAACACGUCUUCUGGACCCUCUGCGUGUCAGUUUCCGGCGAGGAGUGGGUGUCCCUACAGGAGGUCCUGAAACCUCCCCACUGUUUUCGCUGGAAGUGUCUCUGAGCCAUCCCUCCAGCUCACUUUCCCUCCGCUCAGCUCCUCUCCCCCUACUGGUUCCCUCUUCAGCUGCUGAGUCUCUCCCAACCUGUGUGAGCCCUUUCACCUCCCUUCCGUCUUCAGCUGCUGAGUCUCUCCCAACCUGUGUGAGCCCUUUCACCUCCCUUCCGUCCGAUGGCAGUUCCCUGACAUCCACCUCCCCUCCAGGGCCCCCUUCACCCCCUCUCGCCCCCUCCUCUACGGGCGGUGAGGAGGCAAAACCCCGGAAUGAACUUCCUUCAUCUUCCGAUGUCUCGAACACUUCUCUCCACCUGUUGCGGUUCCUGGUCUCGAAGUACUCCUCCUCCUCAGAGUCCAUCUCCCCUUCCCCUUCCGAGUCCGGGAAGCCUUCCAACUCCUCCUCCUCAUCAGUGGUCCCAAAGUAUUCCCUCCGGAACCUCUCCACAGGCUGAGGUUUCCUUGGGAACCUUUGAUGGAACGUUUCUAUCAAUACCUCGUCAUUGAUAUCUUCGGCCAUUACCCAAGUGUUUUCUGACUCCGGUUCUCCUUCCCACGCUACCAAAUACUCCACCUGAUUCCCCUUCCACCUGGCGUCGAGGAUUUCUGCCACAUGGCUGCUGCAUUCUCUUUCUUCUAUGACCGGUCCCCGAGUGGCCAUCCCUUCUCGUCCCCUUCGUACGGUGACAGUAACGACCUGUGAAAUACUGGGUGCAGUUUCAUGUGGUUGGGUAACCGGAGCCUGAAAGCCACUGGGUUGACCUGUUGAAUGACCUCAAAGGGACCCAACCUCCUGGGUCUUAAUUUCUUACAACCUCCUUUGAACGGCAACCCUUGGGUUGACAGCCACACCCUAUCUCCCACCCUUAUGGUUUCACCUUCCCUUCGGUUCUUGUCUGCUUGCCUCUUGUAUUCUUCCUUCGCCCUUUCUAAGUUGAGUUGGAGCUGACAAUGGAUUGCUUCCAUUUCUUCUACAAAAUGCUCGGCUGCCGGGACGCUCCAUCUCUCCCCAUCUCCCCUGGGAAAGCCCUGGGAUGACACCCAUAAUUAGCCAAGAAGGGGCUCAUCCCUGUGGACACAUUCUCGGCAUUGUUGUAGGCAAAUUCCGCCAGCGCCAACUUUUCUACCCAGUCAUUCUCUCUGUCAUUGACAUAACACCUCAGGUAUUGCUGGAGGACACCGUUUGCUCUUUCCGCCUGCCCGUUGGUUUCAGGGUGCCGGGCAGUCGAAAAAUUGACCUCCACCUGCAGUAAGCUCAUGAGCUUCCUCCAGAACCUGGAAGUAAAUUGUUUUCCUCGGUCUGAGACCACCCUCAAUGGCACCCCGUGCAACCUAAAAAUGUGUUCUACAAAUAACUUCGCUGUCUCUUCCGCCGUGACUGCAUGCGAGCAAGCUACAAAGUGGCACAUCUUUGUUAGUAGGUCCACCACCACCAUGAUGGCUGUUUUCCCUUUGGACUUCGGCAGAUCAGUCAUAAAAUCUAUCGACACUGCCUCCCAAGGUCGUUCUGGGGUUGGUAAGGGUUCUAACAGCCCCGCCGGCGCCCGCCUUUCCCUUUGGCUCGCUGGCAUUGCUCGCACCCUCUUACAUACUCACGUACAUCUCCCUCACCUUGGGCCACCAAAAUUCCCUGGUGACCAACCACAUGGUUUUGUGUUGUCCAAAAUGCCCCGCCGUAGGGCUGUCGUGCAACUGCUUGAGUACCCCCCCCCCCUUAAGUCUCCUUCAGGGAUAUACAGUGCCCCUUUGUAAUACAAAGCUCCAUUUCUUUCCUCGAAACCCCUGGUUCCUCUCCCUCACCCCUAAGACCUCUGAGCUUAUUCUGGGCGUAUUCAUCAUUCUCUGUUUCCUCUACCAGUUCUCUUUGUCCCACCAAUGCCGCCCCACACACCCAGCGGUCCUCUGGAAUGACAUGUCUCUCUUCGGGUGCUCCUCCCCUCCAAAUAUUCAGGUUUGCGUGAGAGAGCGUCCGCCCUAAUGUUCUCUGGGCCUGGCACGUAACAAAUCUCAAAGUUAAAUUUGGAGAACUCCUGGGCCCAUCUCACUUGCCGUUGGUUGAGCACUCGUGCCGUCCUCCAAUACUCUAGGUUCUUGUGGUCAGUGCACACUUGCACCUUAUGUUGUGCGCCAAUUAGCAGGUGCCUCCAUCUCCGGAACGCCUCAUGAAUGGCUAGUAGUUCUCGGUCAUACACCGUGUAGUUCCUCUCGGAUUUGUUCAGCUUUCGUGAAAAAAGGCACACGGUCUCCACUCUGACUCCUCCUUGCCUGGCUGCAGAAGCACCGCCCCAAUCGCUCUGUCUGAUGCGUCAGUUUCCACUCUCAUCGGUUUUUGUAAAUCCACAUGCAGGAGUUGUUGUUCCGAGGCGAAGGCCCUUUUAGUUCCUCAAAUGCUCGCUCCGCCUCCUCAGUCCAAACGAACUUCUUCUUACUGCUGAGACAGUCCGUAAUGGGCGCCGUCAGGUGGGCAAAGUUUCUGAUGAACUUACGAUAGAAGUUCCCAAAUCCUAGGAACCUCUGCACAUCCUUCCUUGUUUUGGGUGUUUUCCAUUCCAGCACCGCCUGGACCUUGCCGGGAUCCAUGGCCAAUCCCUUGUCUGACAGGCGAUACCCCAGGAAUUCCACCUCCUUGGUAUGAAACUGACACUUCUCCAGUUUCACCCACAGCUGGUUGGCUUGCAGCCUGCUCAACACUUCUCUGACGUCUCUCACAUGCUGCUCCUCAUUCUCAGAAUACACCAACACGUCGUCUAAAAAGGCCACACAAUUCUUGUAAAGCAAAGGCCCCAGGACGUGGUUCAUAAACGAUUGAAAGGUUGCGGAGCCUGCUUGUAGGCCGAAGGGCAUAACCAAAUAUUCAAAUGCCCCUAAAGGGGUGAACAUGGUGGUUUUCCAUUCAUCCCCCUUCCUUAUUCGUACCAGGUUGUACGCCCCCCUUAGGUCCAGCUUUGUGAAAAUCUUUCCCUUCCGCACCCUUGUCAAAAUGUCGUCAAUCCUGGGCAUAGGGAAGGCCACUGGUUCUGACACUGCAUUUAAGGCCCUGAAGUCACACACCAGCCUCGGCUUGUUCGUGUUUUUUUAUCCACAAAAACACUGGGCUGCCCCCACCGCCCUGGACUCUCUGAUGAACCCUCUCUUCAGGUUCUUGUCAAUGAACUCUCUUAGCUCCUGCAUCUCUCUGUCUGACAUGGCGUACAGCUUGCCUACAGGGAGCUGUGCCCCAGGGAGUAAAUUGAUUUGACAGUCAAAGGGUCUAUGCGGGGGUAGUUGGUCAGCUUCCCUUUCGCUGAAGACGUCACGGAGAUCUGCAUAUUGUCGUGGUACCUUCACGUUCUCCGUUACUUCAGUCCCUGCUAGGGUGGCUUGGGCCCCUGCCAAACCCUUUCCCUCUUUGCAGUGUUCUAAGCAAUGUGCUGAACCAAAAGAAACCACUCUCUGAUGCCAGCCCACCAGCGGAUCAUGUAACGCUAGCCAGCUCAUCCCCAAUAUAAUGGGAGCUCCUCCCAAGGUGGCCACAUUAAAAGCUAUCAGUUCGGUGUGCCUUGCUACCUUCAUUAUCAUUGGGACGGUCUGCAAGCUGACUUCUCCUCCCAACAGCUCCCUGCCAUCGAUCGUGGUCACCUGCAGGGGUUGCUUAAAGGGAUCGUCUGUAUCUGGUGUUCAGCUGCAAACUCUUUGCUCAUGAAAUUGCAGGAGCUGCCUGAGUCCAACAGCGCCUUUAUCUUUAGAGGGUGUCCGUUUGGCAGCUCUAGCGUCACUUCUAUCACUAGGGCGGGUUUAGGAGGUUCUGGCGUGGGCACUCUCACUGCUCUUUGGCCUGGCUGCUGUGCCCCGACAGUGGCAGCCAGGCGUUGGCUUUUACUUGCUCCGGUAUUUCUUCCUCUCUUCCCUCCACAGCUCCUACCAUCCCUUGCCAUUCCUUCCUCUGGGGGCAGACUCUGGCAAAGUGACCUGGCUGUUGGCAGAGAUAGCAUUUCCGGGCGCCUUUUCCCUCCUUCUUCCCCCCCUCACUGGGCUUUGAAACUGCGCGCGCGCGCUGUUCCGAUUUCCAUCGGCUCUGCCGGCGGGAAAGUUGGCUCUGGAAUGUCUGGAAUGCGGAACUCCUUCCAACGUUCCCCUUCCCUUCCCGCCUCUCCAAUGCUCUCGCCUCCUGGCGCGCUCCUAUGGUCAGCGCUGAUUUGGUCAGCUGGUCCAUAGACUCCGCCCUGGGCGCCCGGGAAAGUUCGUCUUUCACAGCCGAAGAAAGCCCUUCUUCAAAGAGCAUUUGAAUGGGUUCCGCCGAUAAGUCCCACCCCAAUCUGUGAACCAGCAUGGUGAACUCAGUCCAGUACUCACGGACAGAUCGGCUCCCCUGUUUGCAAGCCAUUAACUGUCUGCGCACCACUCCCUGUUCAAUAUCGCUGGAAAACAUCAGAUCCAUGGCGCGAAAGAACUUCAUCGUGUCCUUUAGGACGUCACUAUUCGCUGCCAUCAGGGGUCUAACCCAGUCUCUCGCCCCCUUUUCAAGAUGCCCAAUCACGAAAGCCACUCGUGAUUCCUCGUCAGGGAAUUCAUCAAACUGCAGAUUGAGGGCAUAUUGCAUCUCUGUCCGAAAGCCAUGAUAGUCUUUGGGCUCCCCCCCAAACUUCUGCACCAAUCCUGGUACCUUUCUGGCGAGCUGGGUGGCUUUCCCUUUUGUCUGCAUCCUGAGCCCUCCUCUCCUCAAGCCUCGCCGUCUGCAGCGCUAGCUGGACCUCCAACACCCGGUACCUUUCUUCCAGGCUUGGACCCGCUCCAGCUCCUGCUUCUCCGGUUCCGGCUGGGUUGCUCAUGAUGCCUUCUCCUGCACAAGCUGCUUUCAAAGACUGUCGGAAUGCUGUGAUGGGAUGAUGAGCUGCUUGUGCGUAAAAUCGUAUCCCCUCAGAGUUUGUUCAAGUCCACAAACCUCUGUCUGUGACGGAGCCCUUCAGACAUGGCUCCUCUAGUCACUAGCAGAUUCCGACAGUGGUUGCUUUCGAAUCGCUUCCAACAUAAAAGCUCCUUAACGGAAACACGUCUUCUGGACCCUCUGCGUGUCAGUUUCCGGCGAGGAGUGGGUGUCCCUACAGGAGGUCCUGAAACCUCCCCACUGUUUUCGCUGGAAGUGUCUCUGAGCCAUCCCUCCAGCUCACUUUCCCUCCGCUCAGCUCCUCUCCCCUACUGGUUCCCUCUUCAGCUGCUGAGUCUCUCCCAACCUGUGUGAGCCCUUUCACCUCCUUUCCGUCUUCAGCUGCUGAGUCUCUCCCAACCUGUGUGAGCCCUUUCACCUCCCUUCCGUCCGAUGGCAGUUCCCUGACACAAUACAUUCAUUUUUAUCACAGCAAUUCGGCCUAGCAACGAUAGCUUCAAAUUUGACCAUAUUUCUAAAUCUUUUUUCACUUCAGUCCAACAUUUUUCAUAGUUAUCCUUAAAUAGAUUCACAUUCUUAGCAGUCAUAUUAACCCCUAAAUAUUUCACUUUCUUAACCAGUGUCAGACCUGUCUCCCUCUGAAACUUCUCUCUCUCAAUCACAUUCAGGUUUUUCUCCAGAACCUUAGUUUUCGUCUUAUUCAGCUUAAAACCUGCUACCUGGCCAAAUUCUUGAAUCAAUUCUAAUACUCUUUUUGUACUUGAUUCUGGCUCCAGUAAAGUCAAUAAUAGGUCAUCUGCAAGUGCUUUCAGUUUGUACUGUUUAGCUCCCACUUGUAUACCUUUAACCAAUUGAUCCCUUCUAAUCAUAUUUAACAGAGCCUCCAGGACCGAAAUAAAAAGCAAUGGAGAGAUUGGGCAGCCCUGUCGUGUUCCUUUCUCAAUCUUAAAUUCUUCCGUCACUACGUUAUUCACAAUUAAUUUAGCCUUUUGUUCCGAGUAAAUUGCACCUAUGCCAUUUCCAAAGCUUUUACCAACCCCCAUCCCCGUUAAAUUCUUCCUCAUAAAACUCCAGGAAAUGUUGUCAAAGGCUUUCUCCGCGUCCACAAAAAUCAGAACUGCUUUAGUGUUAAUCUUCACUUGUAGCUUUUCUAGAAUAUUAAUUAUAUUCCUCGUAUUAUCAGACAAAUGCCUGCCCGGGAGAAAGCCCGCUUGGUCUUUAUGAAUUUCUUCUGCUAACACCUUUUUUAAUCUUUUAGCCAAAAUGUCUGCAAAAAUUUUAUAAUCCACAUUAAGCAGUGAUAUGGGACGGUAGUUUUUAAGUUGCGUCCUUUCAGACUCUAAUUUUGGUAUAAGUGUAAUGUAUGCUUCUUUCCACGACUCAGGUGCCCUUUUCCCUUCCAAUAUUUCAUUACAGACUUCCUUUAAUGGUUGUAUUAACCAUUCUUUCAAAGAUCUGUAGUAUCUAGAAGUCAGUCCAUCCGGUCCUGGAGAUUUACCUAGUUGCAUAUUCUGAAUGGCCCCUUCUACUUCCUGAUCCGUUAUUUUAUAAUCAAGCAUUAAUUUAUUUUCUUGGGAAAUUUUUUGUAGUCCAUUUAUUUCCAGAAAUUUAUCAAUGUCCAUUUCAUUCUGCUUUUCUUGUGUAUAUAAUUGUUUAAAAUACCUCUGGAAGCACCUUCUAAUUUCAGCUGGAUUCUGUAUAUUCUGUCCUUCCACUUCCAGAUUCGUAAUGGUAUUUAAUUUUUGUCUUUUUUUCAAUUGCCAAGCCAGCAGUUUCCCACACUUAUUUGCCGAUUCAAAUGUCUUUUGUCUCAUCUGUUUAAUCUUCCAUUCUAUUUCCUGAUUCAUCAUUUUCAUAUAUUGUACUUGGUAAAGCUUUAUUUCUUUUAGAAUUUCCUGGGACUUUGGUUUCGCCCUCAGUUUCUUCUCUCCUUCUUUUAUUUUUUCCAAAAUUUUAUCUUUUUUCUCAUUUUGCAUUCUCUUCUUAAUUGCAUUCUGUUGUAUCAAAAAACCUCUCAUUACAGCUUUACUUGCGUCCCAGAUUACUCUUUUUCCACUGUAGUAUUCAUAUUUAUCUCAAAAUAAUCUUUCAAAGUUUUUUGGGAAUCCAUCAUUCCUAAACAAAGAGUCAUUCAUCCUCCAUCUGAAGGAACCAGUUGGCAUUAAUUUCAUUUCCAUCUUCACAGCAUUGUGAUCAGAGCAGGUCUUUGGACAAAUUUCAACCUUGCUAAUCUUUGGAGCCAGUCCUCUAGUUAUCCAGAUUUGGUCAAUUCUUGUCCAUGUCAUUUUUGCCUCCGAGAAGAAAGUUCCCUCUCUUCCCAGAGGAUUCUUCAUUCUCCAAGUGUCAAUUAAGUCUAAAUUUUCAGUCAUAUCAAAAAAUGUUUUUGGUAGUCUUCCGUCCUUGGUGAUUGUUUGUCUUUGCGCCUUAUCCAUAUUCGUAGAUACAACACCAUUCAUGUCUCCCAUUAGAAUCAUAUUGUAAUCCAAAUAGUCCAUCAAUAUUUCAUGUAGCUUUUUGAAGAAUUCCGAUUUCCCUUCAUUUGGUGCAUAAAUACCUAUCACCAAAAAUUUAUCUCCUUGAAAUUGAAUUUCAAUUGCUACAAGUCUUCCUUGUUCAUCUUUAAAGAUAAAUUUAGGUGAUAGGUUCUCCUUUGCAUAGAGAACCACUCCUCUUUUUUUUACUUUAUCCGAUGAAAUAAAUUAUUGGCCUAAUUUUUUGUUGCUUAAUAAUUUCCUAUGUAACCUUGUCACAUGCGUUUCUUGUAAACAAAUCAAGUCCAAUUGCUCUUUUUUCAAUAAAUGAAACACUCGUCGCCUGUUCUCCGAAAUGUUAAGGCCAUGUACAUUCCAGCUCAGGGCCUGCAGCGCCAUCCUGUGACUACUUUGGUGCUCCCCCAACUGCCCCCAGAUCUUGUACCUCUUCUGUUGGUAGCAACGUUAGCUCCUUAUCGGGGGGGGGGGGUCCAAUCCAAAAGACAAUGAUGAAAUGUCCAAGGUAUCCAAAGUAUCUUUUUUUGGUGAUGCUCUCUUCCGUACUCUCUUCCUGUUGAAAUAUAAAGCUGUAUGCAAGUUUUGAGGACAACAACAAAUAUAAGUUUACAUUGCUGCUGCUGCUGCUGCUGCUGUUGUUCAUUAAUAGAUAACAUUAUUAUUGUUCUUUUAUUUUAUUUAUGUACUGCUUAAUGCCAAAGUAGGCUUCUAUACUUGAUGUGUGUGGUAAGAUUCUCCUUGCCACUUGGCAUGUCAUCUAACAAGAUGACCAAGGUUCUCCAGAAAGGAGAACUCAUGGAUGUUAGGAUUGUCUGCACUGUCUCAAAGACCGAUGGGAAUGGAGGGAGAUAGGAGGGGAAGAGCUAUCCAGGCAUAAGCUGUGAACAUUUGUGUAAAACAGGGAUGGGAGUUGGAGUGCAAACAGCAUCUGGAGGACACAGACCCCCAUCCCUGAGGUAAAGCUACUACAAGUUUGAAAGAAAGUUGAGCGUUGGGCACUGAAGAUUUAAGUAUAUUCAGCAAGAAUGAGAGUUGUUGUGUUCAUCUGCAGAUGCAAACAAACCAAGGGUGUGUUUACACUACAUAGUUAUUGGAUUCACACCAUCAUAGCUUCUCCCAAAGAAUCCUGGGAAUUUAGCUCGGCUGAGGUCAUUUUUUGCCUGAUAGAGACACCCAGCUUGCUUCAAAUAGCAGCAAUUCCUAGGGUUCCUUUGGAGGACAGAAUUAACGUUAAACUAAAUUUAGAGGCGAAGGGACGCGGGUGGCGCUGUGGGUAAAACCUCAGUGCCUAGGACUUGCUGAUCGUAAGGUCGGCGGUUUGAAUCCCCGCGGCGGGGUGAGCUCCCGUCGUUCGGUCCCAGCUCCUGCCCGCCUAGCAGUUCAAAAGCACUCUUAAGUGCAAGUAGAUAAAUAGGGACCGCUUUAUAGCGGGAAGGUAAACGGCAUUUCCGUGUGCAGCACUGGUGCUGGCUCACCAGUGCAGCUUCGUCACGCUAGCCACGUGACCCGGAAGUGUCUUCGGACGGCGCCGGCUCCUGGCCUCUUGAGUGAGAUGGGCGCACAACCCUAGAGUCGGUCACGACUGGCCCGUACGGGCAGGGGUACCUUUACCUUUACCUAAAUUUAGAGGCACAGCUUAAGGCACUUCUGGGUGACCUGUUCAAUGAGCAUACAUCCUGAUUUGUUUGUGAGAAGGUUGGGUGACAUUCCAUAAUAGUGUGUAUUAUUGCACACUGUCCAGUGUGUUUCUCCAUCACUUUCCAUGCUGCAAAAAGUCGAAUCUUUUGGAAAAUCAUAGGGUCCAACCUCCUGCAAUGCAGGAAUAUGCAGCUGUCCCUUACAGGGAUUGAACCUGCAACUUUGCCAUUAUCAGCACUAUUGGGCAACUUGAAUUUGCCGGUAUGUGAUUGAAUCCCACCUAAAAACGGCGAGAAGUCUGAAAGUGCCCUCAAAUAUAUGCCCAAACAUUAUUAUUAGUUGCUUCAUACAACCUUUUCAGAAUUGGUGGCUUUCGUGGAGCAACACUGCAGGUGACUAAAGCAGCCAAGCAACAGCAGGAGCCUGGAAACGGUUCCUUUUUCUGUGAAAUGGCUGUGUUUCACAGCCAUGAAACUGGCAGCUGUUGCUACUGAGCACCAGCCAUUUUUCACCCCGGCAGGCAUGACUAUUACCCACAUGCUCCUCUGGAGAAGGUGUCUGCAUUCAUUGUCAUGGACACUUAGCAGAUAAUGACUCAUGAACUCACUACUAUAUGCUUAUCCAGAUCCCUUCCACCGUUUUUUCGAGACCAUCUUGUAGUACUUCAUGUGAAUUUGGUUGCAGUGGUGCUAGAUAAAGUGCUUCCUACUUAAAAAAAAAAAAUGUUUAGGAAAAAUUGUGGGUUUUUUGCUAAUACUAAAAUACAGAACAGCAAACCUUCUACACUGCCUGGCCUUCCUGAGCAUCCCAUAUCUUAAAAGUGGGGAACCUGCAGGGAGAAAAUGAGAAGGACUAAGAAGGGGAAAGGGUGACAACUUAGGAACAGGCUCCCCAAUUUCUGCCUCUCCUGUACCUGAGCGACUUGGUGUUCUUACUCAUCGAUAGUGGCAGCGCCAAACUUGUUUUGAACAUGUGGGUGAUUCAUAAAGUUGAAAGAGACAGACCUAAGCCUUGCUUUCUAAGCAUUAAAAUCUGAGUACUGUAAAAAGUAAGAGUCGGCAAAAUCCUCCAAGUAAAGUAUUGCAGUUCAGUGCCCAGGUUGGAGAUAUUUAUUAAAGAGGGACUAUCAUUCAGUGGUAGAGCCCAUUUUUUGAAUGCAGAAGACAACAGAAAAUUCUGUUCAUCACUACUGGGGUAGUGAUACUGCUGGAAAUGCUAGAGCAGGGAUCUUCAGUUUGCAAUGGGUUAAUUCUUUAAUCAGGAAGUCAACUAACCAUGCUGGGGAGGGAAGAGAUGUUGCUUAGCAACCUGUCAGAGUUUCAUGAUGUUUGAUGAAGUAGCACAUGCUCUGAUUGGCUGUGUAGUUCUGAGGAAGUUUUUCUUCUGUAUGUUUGGUCAAAUGUCUCCUUGCUAUGUAUAAGGUCUGAAGGAAGGAAGACAAAACACCUGCUUAUUUCUCCAUCUGCACUCCUGAAUUGACUUUGCUAACAGAUUCAACUACCAGUCCAGUUUGCUUCUGAAUCAUCACAAAUAGUGUUGGCCUCUAAAACAACUCAGUAGCUAGGUUCUGUUCCUGUUCUUGAUUCUCCGCCCCCUCCCCCAGGAGUACUCAUUUUAAACUGUGUAUCUUGCCUUUCCUAAAAUUUCUUUCGUCGUGAAGAAAGUACAUAUGGCGGUGUACAUAUGCUUCUCCCCAGCAGUCACACAUCCAGGCCCUGGCCAGACCCAGACUUGCUUAGUAUUCAUAAGGUGAUGGUCUCAUGUCUUCAGACCAUAACUAUACAGUGGUACCUCGGGUUAAGAACUUAAUUCGUUCUGGAGGUCUGUUCUUAACCUGAAACUGUUCUUAACCUGAGGUACCACUUUAGCUAAUAGGGCCUCCCGCUGCCGCCGCGCCGCCAGAGCAUGAUUUCUGUUCUCAUCCUGAAGCAAAGUUCUUAAACUGAAGCACUAUUUCUGGGUUAGCGGAGUCUGUAACCUGAAGCGUCUGUAACCUGAGGUACCACUGUAUAUGAAAAGUAAAGAUGGAGAAUUGGCAGCAUCUGCCCCUACCUCUAGGUAUAGGGAAGCUUGAUCCCAUUCAACCAUCUCUCCUCCUAGACCACAUCUCUUGCUUAGAGCUCAUUGACGCUGGUCAACAGAACACAGCAGAAGGCACUCAGAAGCAACCCGGACACUCUCUGCAUUGCUGCACCCUGGCUUCCUUCAUUUUCUGGAUCGUGCUCUCUUGGGAUGCAAGAGCACGGCAGAACUGGAUGCAUAUCAGAUUCCUCCUUGAUAAUACAGUUUAGGAACGAUCUAGAUUGGGUUGUGAUCAGUGCAGGGCCUGUUGAUUCCCCCCUCCCCCCAAAAAAACAAAACCUAUGUGUGAUUGCAUGAUUCAUAGCUAGCGUGAAGCAGCUUUUCCACAGAAGAUUUGGUUGAGAACAUGCAUUUUCUCUGAGUUUUAUUAUGCCAUCUCCCCCAACCUCCCCUCGCCAUCUGGUGUGCAAGCGGCUGAAAAGAGCUGGAGAGCUUCAUAAUUGAUUUGCCUUGAGGGGAAGUGCUUGGUCUUCCCUACUACCAAGUAGGAAUUCAUGGUUCAGGGCCGUCCUAGAGCAUACCUCCAGUUGCCUGUUAAAGAGCAAUGCAUGCUUUCACUGUAAAAAAAAAAAGAGCUACAUGGGUGUUUCUCCCACAGAUUAUUACAAUAAUAUAUUGGGGGUUUUUUUUGUCUUGGUAUAAACUGUUUUCUUUCUUUGAAUAAGCAGCAUUCCAGCUUUUUACUCAAGAUAUUAUUGAUAGAUAGAUGAUAAAAAGCAAUGGAAUUUGAGUGUAGCUCUCCCCACCCCAGCAAAUAAAACCUUGUUAAUUUAUUUCACAGCUAUCCCAGACCCUCUAAACAGGAGCUUGCUCUCCUCCUCCUACAAAGUUCUCACUCUUAUCUUCCAGCAUAUCACAGGUUAAAAUAGGAAUGAGCCUCUGAUGACUCUCCAAUUCUUGUCCUGAGAAUCGCUGCACAAGCCUAACCCCCUCCAUCAUUGCUGCCCCCCAUCCUUAAAGGUAAAGGGACCCCUGACCAUUAGGUCCAGUCGUGGCCGACUCUGGGGUUGCGGCGCUCAUCUCACUUUAUUGGCUGAGGGAGCCAGGGUACAGCUUCCGGGUCAUGUGGCCAGCAUGACUAAGCUUUUUCUGGCGAACCAGAGCAGCUCACAGAAACACUUUUUACCUUCCCGCUGGAGUGGUACCUAUUUAUCUACUUGCACUUUGACGUGCUUUCGAACUGCUAGGUGGGCAGGAGCAGGGACCGAGCAAUGGGAGCUCACCCCGUUGCGGGGAUUCGAACUGCCGACCUUCUGAUCAGCAAGUCCUAGGCUCUGUGGCUUAACCCACAGUGCCACCCACAUCUCAGCCCCCCAUCCUUACCAAUGUGUAAUAGAAGCUGGUUAGAUGAGCAGCUGGAUCAUCCACUGUUGAUGGGCCAGCAUCUUCCACCACACCAGAGAAGGUGAGUUUAGGUGAUGGUAGAGCAGGUCAUGCAGCAUGCAGCUCUGUCCUCCAACACUUAACUCUCACUCCUUGCCACCUGUAACUGCUGUCUAAGGCAGCUGCUUCUCUCUGCCUAAUGGCAGGGCCAGCCAAGCCAUUGCUUUGCUUUGCAAUAGCCUGCCCUCCACUAGUUUAAAAGCCAAGAGGGUAAUAGGCCCAAAUAAUCUACUUGAAAAGCUAAGUUUCCAUAGACUCAUUAGCCAUUUCAACCUACCUCAGCAACUGUAGCAUGUAAAACAAUGCCUUGGUGUUCAUGUACAUUCGUUUACAUUGGGAUUGGGGAACAUUUAUUUGGCCUGAGGGCCACAUUCGUUUCCAGCCAAUCUUCUGAGGGCCACAUACCAUUGGUAGGCAGGGCCAGAGGCAAAAAUUAGCAGAACCACAAGCGCAUCUCCCCCCCCCCCAAAAAAAAAACCAUGUCAAAAACCAUGUCAACCCCUUUUUUUCUCACAAGAAAGUGGCUGGCAUUGGGGGCAUCAUUACCUCACUUGAUUUCGUGUCACAAUUCCCCCUCCCCCCAAAAAAGUGCUUUUUCAGGGUUGCGAACUUGUGUGGUGCCCCAAAAAUGCGUGUUUUGGGGCACAGUGCCUGAAUAAAGCACUGUUUUCAUGCGGCAAUCGCAACAUGAUAUCAUGCAAGAUCAUGGCGCCCAAAACGGCCAAGGUUCUCUCUCUCUCGGGGAAAAAUCCAGGAAGAUGGCUUCCAAGAAGGUGGCAUCCCAAUAUUUGCCUUCAGGGUGUUGGAGAAUAUGCAAAUAUAAAUUUUACCUUUGAACAGUAAGCUAGUUUCUGGACACACUCUCGCACCUCUCUACCCUCCAUCUAGACAAGGAAGAAACAUGAUCAGAAUUCAAGGACAUGGUCCAGCCAAAAAACACUCAAGGUGUGGAGCAGGACCAGUGAAAGGGGCAGCCUGGGAAUAGUUUACAAGGGUCAAGCUACAUUUCACCCCCGGGCCUGGGGCUCCCCACCCCUGAUUUACAUGGAUAUAUGUGCAAAAGACAAGGGUGCACCCAUUCCUCCUUCAGAGAUGUAACUUCACUUAAGAGUCUCUGAGAGGGCGGUUGAAUCCUGGAGAAUGACAAUGCUAACAUUUUGUACAAAUACAAAAAUGGUUUAACAAAUGGCAUUCCCUUUUUACAAGAAACUCUCGGAAUUGUAGCUCUGUGAGAGGAAUAGGGGGCCUCCUAACAACUCUCAACACCUUUAACAAACUACAGCUCCCAGAAUUAUUUGGCGGAAGCCAUGACUGUUUGAAGUGGUAUUAAGGUAAAGGUAAAGGGACCCCUGACCAUUAGGUCCAGUCGUGGCCGACUCUGGGGUUGCGGCGCUCAUCUCGCUUUAUUGGCCGAGAGAGCCAGUGUACAGCUUCCAGGUCAUGUAGCCAGCACGACUAAGCCGCUUCUGGUGAACCAGAGCAGCACACGGAAACGCUGUUUACCACCAGAGCAGUACCUAUUUAUCUACUUGCACUUUGACGUGCUUUCGAACUGCUAGGUUGGCAGGAGCAGGGACCGAGCAACGGGAGCUCACCCCGUCGCGGGGAUUCGAACUGCCAACCUUCUGAUUGGCAAGUCCUAGACUCUGCGGUUUAACCCACAGCGCCACCCGCAUAUUACAGUGCUUUAAAUGUAUGGUGUGAAUGUGGCCAGAGACUCAGUAACUAUGCUGGUACUGCUACUCAGUCUAGAUGUUUUGAAAUUAAUGGACCUUAGUCAUGUUCAUUAAUUUCAGUCGGUCUACUCUUUAUUGCAUACAAUGUUUUUAGAAAUAAGAAGGGAACUUACUGUGUUUUUCCUUCUUGGGUACCAUAGCUAUAGCACUUAUCAUUUUGUUGGCUCUUUCAUAUAGAUAAGCUUGGAAGUUUUGUUGGAAUCAGUGCAGCAGAGUGUAGAGCAGAUCAUUUAACCGCAUGGCAUAAUUUUUAAACACGUUAAUCAUCCAACUGACUUCAAAGUGCCCAGCAGGGUCUCGUUUUUAUUUAUUUGAUUAAUUUUCUUAACAUUCAUUAAUAGUCACUUUUUGGUAAUUGAUGUUUUCCCAUUAAUUAUAAUUUUAAUCAUUCCAGUUCAUUGCAAGCCAUUUAAUAGAAAGAUGGGAGGGAUUAGUUGUGACAAAGGUUGCAAUUCUAUAUUUGCACUUACCUGGGAUUACCGUAUUUUUCGCUCUAUGGGAUGCACAUUUUCCCCUCCAAAAAUGAAGGGGAAAUGUGUGUGCGUCCUGUGGAGCGAAUGCAGGCUCCUCGGCUUCAGCGAUAGCAACGCAGAGCCUCCGAAGUGCAGAGGGAGCGCUCCCUCCGUGCUCCGGAGGCUUUGCGUUGCUUUCGCUGAAGCCUGGAUAGCGAGAGGGGUUGGCUUCAGGGAUAGCCGCCUGAAACCUUGCUCUCCCGGCUUCAGCAAAAGGAACCCGAAGCCUCCGGAACGCAGCAGGAACUCUUUGGAUCUUUGAGGCUGGAUCUUUGAGGCUGGAGACUUCCCCCCACCGCCAGCCCUACAAGCUUGGGGGGCAGCGGGAAGGCGGUAAGUCCUAUCUACUACAGUGGGGCUUACAUAUGAAUAGACAGGUAUAUGAUUGCAGAAGUAGAGCGUGAUGAUGUGCACAUGGUCAUGUCAUUAUACAAAAAGUUUCAGAAUCAAAUCAGGAAUGAUUCACACAUCAACUUUGUGGGGUUCUUGUGUCUGAGGGAGGAACAUGUUGAUGUUGAUAUGAGUAGACUUUGUAGUCCCACCUUUGCAGGUGCCCAUCUUAAGGGUCUUGUUUUUAAUCCCUGAUAUGUAUAUUGGGUUUUAGCACCUAUUUUUGAAGGUGAUUUGAUUUUAUUUGUGCUGUAGUGGGUAUUCCAGACUGGCGCUUUCUUCAUAUGCAUGUGUUUUGAAACCUCACAACAGUUGUGGGUCCUGCAUUGCGGGGGAAGAACGAGAUGACCCUUUGGGUCCUAUCCAACUCUAUCCAACUCUACAACCUGUGUUUCUAUAGGAGCAGCACAACUGUGGGGAGUCACACUCCAAGGUGACUGUGUGAAACCGCACAAAAGAAAAUAACAGCAUCUCCAACUAGGGUAUCCAAUGUGGUACUUUCUGGAUGUUUUUGUACUCUACCUACUCUAUCGUCCCACACUAGCAUAGUCAAUGGUCAGGGAUGAUGGGAUCUGUAGUCCAGCAACAUCAGGGGUUCAUGACCUGUGUCCCACACAGGCUUGCCAGCUGGUCCUGCUGGUCUCUCAGCCUGAAACCAUGAGACCUUCUGUACUGUAUUGUUACAGAAGUUGGGUGCCACCCACACUUUCUGCCAAGCGCUGGCAAGAGGCCAGGGACUUCCGGGCUCUCACCCAGGAUUUGGAGAAUUGAAGACACAGCAAAUAUGGUUGUAGCUUUAAGAACUAGGUCUUAUUCACAUAUUUACCCCUUCAAGAGAGGCUUGUUCCCCACAGCAGUGCAGCACUGGAGUGCAAGCCAGCCUGCCAAGAUCUAUCUCCCCCUUUGUUCUCACCUUCUUCUCCUUCCCCGCACACCUUGAUCUAAAGACUCUCCUAUAGAUCUAGAUCCCAAGAUUCCUCCUAUAUGGGCCAUCAACACCUUUUGUCAUAUUAAUGCCUUUGUCCCAGGUGAGGCCCUGGCUUAGCCUACACUUUUCCACUGGCCUCCAAUUUUCCCCUCAACACCCCAAAAUAAUCAAAAUCCUGCCAUUUAUUAAUUUCUAGGGUUUAAGGCAGUCCCCGCUCCUCAGUCUGUAACAGUAUACCUAGGAUCAUCUUACAAUUCUAUGACCAGCUCUGAAAAAUAUCCCUUGGUAACCAGGAGGGAAAUAUGGAAAUCAAAAACCAGAUUAUUUAAUAAAGGCAAGGCUGCUCUGCCUUUGUCACGUGAGAUGACUUCAUGCUUGCUAUGGAACCGUAAGGUAUCCUGCUUAGUAAAGAUGCCAGACUGUCUGUAGGAGAUCGACCCCCUGCUUGCAAAUUGGGGAAAUGGCCAACCAUCAGAGCAAAGGACAAAGAAAUUCCUUUAUUUCUUCUUCAACUUGUAAGAGAGAGGAAAAUAUGUCAGGCAAAUCAGUGGGAGUGUGUGGGAAAGAAAGAAUGAGUGCUCCUAUUCUUUGGAUGCGGCUGGGAUCAUCACCCUGGGGCAGAUGUUGGAGUCCCAGUGUCUUGCCAGGUUACCCACCUGCCCUCCCCUUGUGUUUUUUUUCCAGGCCCAGAACUUGGACUAGCACCAGAUGGCUGGGUCUAGGCAAUCAUUCAAUUCCCUGCAAACCUCCUUACCUAGAUUUUCUCUGGCACAUGUUGUAAACAAAAUGUGCCCUUUUCCCCUUAUGGGGUAUCCAAGAGCCCAUAUAGAGUCCUUACGUAGGUUCCCUAUUGGUAGGAGAAAAUAACAGAGGCCAACCAGAGAAUAUUGAGAAGCAAAGCAGCUAGUAAGCCUGAUCUUUAUUGAUCUGUUGCAACAGGGUGCUCCCCUCACGCGCAGGAAAGGAGGAGGAACCCAGAACAAAGGUGUGUCCGCCCUUAUAUAGACAUUUUAAAUUGCCCUGCCCUGGAGCUCAAGACCACCUCUCCAUACAUCAUACCUACAUCAUCAUACCUACAUCGCAGAAAGGACAGUCUACAGCAGAAAUCUGAGUGCGUUGUUUAUCUCGUCUGACAGGUUACCUGUUAAUGCUCACUUGAUUGGAUACCCUGGGAAGCCUGGCCAGUCUUUUGUAAUGAUAAAUACUUAGCUCCUGAGCCAGGUCACAGGCUCACCCCAUAUAGACACAGACAGACAUACCCUUAAGACAGGAUUUGUGAAGGAAAAGACAAUGGGGAGGCUUUUCCAUUUUCCUUUGACCUUGCACAGAAAACAUUUGGUCAGUCUGGGAAUAAUAAAUGGUUUCAGGUCGGUCUUCCUGUGCUGAUCUAUGUACAUGCUUGGUUGGUACAUUUAUGAACAUUUAAUAUAUAUCUAAGACCUUAAAAUUCUUAUUACAGUGGGAAAUUGAAAGGCAGACUAGACCCAGCUGCAGACUGCUGUCUAGAGAGCAGAGCCACCACUAGGAUAGCCGUGUGCCCCAAACAAUCCCCUGUUUGGAAGGGUUAUCAGAAAGCAGUCCUCCAUUUGAAGGAGACCUCUGUUUGAAAGGCUAUCUGGUCCAAAUCUGGGUUAAAGAUUUAGAACCUUGAGAAGGAAGAGCAGGAGCCUGGAAGCUGCCGAUCAGCAGCUAGCACCUGAAUAGCAGAUGGUGUCAGUGUGAGAGGUGCUGCGAUCCAGUUUAAAUAACAGCAAUCGCUGCUAAAUUUGCAUCUAUAUAAAUUUAGCAUAUGCACAUGAUGUGCUGGCCUGUGUCCUCUUUCUUUUCUUCUUUGUGAUGCAGAACUGGCUACUCUAGCCCACUUCACCCAGGUAAGCCCACCUUGGCCCACUGACUCAAGAAGUUCCCCGUCACUUUGCCUCAGGAUGCCUUGACUUUGUAGGCAGCAAAAAUAUUUUGUUUAUUUAUGAUGUUUCUAGACCACUUUGCCUCCAAGGAGAACAAGGUGACAGACAUGGUUCUUUUCUGUGCUUCAUACUCAGGACAACCCUGCGAGGUACGCAAAGGUCAAAAAUAUCAGCCAGUGAUUUGAACCCUCGGGUCCCCGGUUCAGUGCAGCAACCUGACCACUGUACCAAAUGCUACAUUGUUCUUCUUGCUGUUCACUAUUUCUCUUAAGUUACAUGACUUACGUUCAUUUCAUUGCAAAGGACACAUCUAAACAAAUCAUAAGGGACGCGGGUGGCGCUGUGGGUUAAACCUAGGACUUUCCGAUCAGAAGGUCGGCGGUUCGAAUCCCCGCGACGGGCUGAGCUCUCGUUGUUCGGUCCCUGCUCCUGCCAACCUAGCAGUUUGAAAGCACAUCAAAGUGCAAGUAGAUAAAUAGGUACCGCUCUGGCGGGAAGGUAAACGGUGUUUCCGUGCGCUGCUCUGGUUCGCCAGAAGCGGGUUAGUCAUGCUGGCCACAUGACCUGGAAGCUGUACGCCGGCUCCCUCGACCAAUAAAGCGAGAGGAGCGCCGCAACCCCAGAGUCGGUCACGACUGGACCUAAUGGUCAGGGGUCCCUUUACCUUUUUAAACAAGUCAUUAACUACAUAACAUUUGCAGAUUUAAAACCAACAACAAUAUGAUUGAAUACUGAUCGCAUUCGCUUAACUGAUAUCCAUUCCGGAACAAGAUGAACACACCACCUGCAGCAAUUACCACUUCCUUACUCACUUUUAUUGGAAUUUCCAUAACAUCCCUAACCAUAAACCAGGAAUUAUGGAUUGUUUUCUCGCAGUGUGAAGCGGGGGCAAUGAAGUGGUUGUGAUUUGCUUGUCCACAGCAAGCCAUCGUUUAUGGCCUACCAUGAUGUGCAAACAUAGCCGAUGUCUGCCCCUUCAGCCCAGCUGUAGUAAAAUCUUAUAUGGAUGCCUUUUAGAAAACAAUUUGUCAGAUUAUUUUACCCAUACACUACUAUGUUCUCACUUGAAAGGUAUAGAAAUGAUACAUGGCAUACCUCUGCCAGUCUUAUGGAUUGCAAAAGAUUGCUCUGCCAGGAUUUCGUACCUGGAACAGUAACUGCAUCUCUCAUGGCUGAUUCACAUAUUGCUUUUUUCCUACAUUUUUUAGAUACUAGAAUCAUUUUGAUGUUUUCAUUCUUGGCACCGUGGUGUCUGCAGAAAGUGGUAAACAUAUGGCUCUACCCUGCAGUCACUACAUAUAUUAGACAGAGAAGGAAGGACCACAGAAUUAUAGAAUUGUAGAGGUGGAAAGGACCCUGAGGAUCAUCUCAUUCAACCCCCUACAAUCCAGGAAUAUGCUGCUGUCCCUUGGGGGGGUCAAACCUGCAACGGUGGCAUUAACAGCACAACACUCUAACCAACUGAACUAUCCAGGCUAGCAGGUGACAGAUGUGUUUCACAUACAUAAAAUCCCAGUUUCAAUCCCUGGCAUCUCUGGUUGAAACAAUCAGACAGAUGAUAAGAAAGAUAUCAGUUUGAGAUUUGGAGAACUGCUGCCAGUCAAAGUAGACUAGACUGGGCUCAAUGGGCUCAAUGGUCAGAUCUGGUAUAAGGCAGCUUUGUAUGUUAAUGGUGUUGUAUAGGCCUUCCCCUCCCACCUGCCAAGGUAGAGUGAGUCUUGAAUCUGCAAAACGGAAGUUAUCCUCUUUGUGCAAAAUGAUAGCUCAGGGCAUGAAACACCAUGUUCCCUUCUCUCUUGCUAGCCCACACUCUCCCAGUCUUUUCCAGAUCACAGAACUGCAAACAGCCCUACUUUAUAGCGCUAUAAGCAGACUUCAGGUAUUGAUAGCAUCCUGAGUAUGAAACUAAGUUCUAAGGAUGCUUCCAGACAGGUGUUGUGGGGGCAGUGGAGCUCAUGCAUACAGGUUUUUCACAGCAUGCGCAUGAUGUUGUUGGCAUCAAAAUGCCAGCUUCCAUUCCCUCCUUCCCCAAUUUAACCCAAUUACCCUUUCUGUUGCAAAUGAAGUCAGUUAAAAACAACAACCACGAUCCUGUUGCCAACCUCUUUCUGACAUCUGAAAGACCUACUUGCAAUCUUAAGCCCCCCCGCAUCUGAAAGCAACCUAACUUUAUAUUAUCAUUACAGUUGCAUGAAACUGAUAUAUCUGGCCAUCAGCCAUUCCUUUUCUAGGAAGAUGGCUUGUUUAAUGGCUCAUUUGUGAGUGGUUGGUGUUUUCUCAAUGGGAGCUGAAUGCUUGAUACAUAUACUGUAUAGAGAUUUCUCUUGAGUGUUGGCCAUCAGAGCUUUGAGAGGGUGAUCUCCAAAGCAAACAGUAAGGGGGGAAGCUGAUGCAAGGUGUGUGCGAAGUACUCUCUUUCCUCCAAAGGAUGGCAUGAGCUGGAACUUCUCACCAUUUGGGGCAGGGCAGAGCACAUAUGUCUUCCUGUUUAGUGAUUGGCCACCAGUUACUAUGGUUGUUGUUCAUUGGUUUGUUAAUGUCAGCAUGGAGUGCAGGCCGCACCCUUCUGGUCUGAGUGAGAACCAUAGAAAACAGUUUUCCAGUUUUGUUGAAAUUGGUUUUGAGGGACUUGCUUUGUUUACAUGCAAACAGAAGAAGCAGUCUCUGUGGGUGGAUUGUGGGGGGUUGCUGUUGGGCUUUGGGGGGAGCGGCAAUGCAGUCCAAUACAUUUUGACUUAGAAGUCUGUCUCAUUGAGUCAAAUAGGACUUAGAAUCAUAGAAUCAUAGAGUUGGAAGAGACCACAAGGGCCAUCGAGUCCAACCCCCUGCCAAGCAGGAAACACUCCUGACAUAUGGUUGUCAAGCCUCUGCUUAAAGACCUCCAAAGAAGGAGACUCCACCACACUCCUUGGCAGCAAAUUCCACUGUCGAACAGCUCUUACUGUCAGGAAGUUCUUCCUAAUGUUUAGGUGGAAUCUUCUUUCUUGUAGUUUGGAUCCAUUGCUCCGUGUCCACUCCCAAGUAAAUGUGGAUACAAACCACCAUGCAUCCACCUAGCUCAGUCAGUAGAGUAUGAGACUCUUAAAUUUCAGGGUUGUGGGUCCGAGCCCCACAUUAGGCAAAAAGAUUCCUGCUUUGCAGGGGGUUGGACUAAAUGACCCUCACAGUCCCUUCCAACUCUAUGAUUCUAUUAUCUUUGGCUCAACAAAUACAGAAAACUAUUACAAGUUUUCACAAGAAAACUGGCUCUGUAAAAAAAGUUGCCCUCCGAGCUUGCUAUUCCUUGGGGAAGUGGGGUGCAUAUGAAAUACUGUGACUCUCUGCCUGUGUGUUUACUAAAAACUGUUUUACUGAGCCCCGCUGCUUAUUAAUUCUUCUCCUUUUUAAUAUAUAUUUUUAAAAACAGGUUCGAAGACCAGGGACGGAGUUGUUCAUGGGGUUACAACAGGUAAGCCCAUCACUGCAUCUCUGUUUCUAAAUCCAUGCUAAACCUCCCACCUAUCCCUUCAAGAAACCUUUAUUUCUGAGUAGGCUCUGAUUCAUGGAGGCAAGUAGGUGUGGGAUAAAAUCAAGCAUGCUGGAAAGCACACAACAAAUGUGCCCGCAGCUAUAACUUUAGCACAAGCAGAGAACCUUUUCUCUGUCAAUGGCUGGGUUUCCCCUGGAACAAUCUCCCUGGCCUAUUGCAAUGAGGAAGAAAUACAAUUCAGUUCAUAUUUAAAGGCGAGCCUACCUAACGGGCACUUGCCAAAACAAUACAUGAACUGAAACACAACAAUUCACACUUCUCUGCAUUUUGCAAUGCUCAGUAAUGUAUAUUAAAAAUGCACAUGCUAGGAUAAAGCAUAUCUAAAAAUGCACAUUUUAGUGAAAAUAAGAUGCAAAGAAUGUAGAGAAAAAUUGCUCUGCAAAAUUGUGUAUAUUAGGCAAAGUUGCAUAUGCGUUUCUUAGGAGAAAUUUGCACUAAAAUGCUGGUGAAUUUUCAGGUGGACAUAAAAAGAAAUCCUGCAUUCUUCCCUGCCCACCCCCUUUAGUGCCCAGCUCCAUGCAUGGGGAAAUGUUAAGUGGGCUGGUAGCUGAUCUUGUCUACUCUCCCUUCUCCUGCCCCGCAAAGCACAAAGUCCCGGGACAACGAUAGGAGGAUUGCAAAUCUUUGCCAUCCACAGAAGGCUAAAAUAUAACAUGCAUAACAUAUUUGCUCAUGGAUUUCCCCUUCCCCCAGCAGUUAUUUAAAAGAAAUACGGUUGUAUUCAGUGGAGCACUAAGCGAAAUGCUCCUUCAUUGCAAGGAUUUCUCCUAUUGCAAAGGAACAUUUUCUUCCUUUUUCUGCCCCCCAAGCGCCUGCUAAGUCUAACAUAAAUCCCAAACCUGUUUGGAAAAGUGAUGAAGUGUAAACCUGGAAAAAGGAGAAACCAAGAGAAACCCAAAAUUGAUGGGCUCUCCUAUCCCUAGAGGUUCCACAUGCAAAGUUACAUGCUCCAUCACUGAUUAUGCAACCCAAGGAAAGGUUGUGUUCAGGCUAGCAGGCCUGGACUAGUGGCGUGUGGUGCUGGGGGAGAGUCCCACAUGCCAUGAAGUCUUGUGAAGAAACCUUCCUGAAGGGAGACUCACGCAGAGCCAACUUGCUUUCACAUGAUGUCGAGAGCUGUGAGCAGGCCAAGUUUACCUCAAAACCAAAACCUUUUGCCUUUUCCACAGUGGCAGAGAAAACUAAAGAGGGAGUGUCAAACGUGGGAGGAGCUGUAGUGACUGGUGUCACAGCCGUGGCACAAAAGACAGUGGAAGGUGCCGGAAAUAUCGCCGCUGCCACUGGCUUUGUCAAGAAGGACCAGUUGGCCAAACAGGUUAGUUUAUGUACUAUAAAGUUGAGAGGGAUGGAUUUAAUGCUGAUAUUUUUCUGUGGUACUUUUAAGGUAAAGGUAAAGGUACCCCUGCCCGUACGGGCCAGUCGUGUCCGACUCUAGGGUUGUGCGCCCAUCUCAUUUAAGAGGCCGAGGGCCAGCGCUGUCCAGAGACACUUCCGGGUCACGUGGCCAGCGUGACGAAGCUGCACUGGUGAGCCAGCACCAGCGCAGCACACGGAAACGCCGUUUACCUUCCCGCUAUAAAGCGGCACCUAUUUAUCUACUUGCACUUAAGGGUGCUUUCGAACUGCUAGGUGGGCAGGAGCUGGGACCGAUAGACGGGAGCUCACCCCGCCGCGGGGAUUCGAACCGCCGACCAUACGAUCGGAAAGUCCUAGGCACUGAGGUUUUACCCACAGCGCCACCCGCGUCCCUACAGCGCCACCCACGUCCUUUUACUUUUACACCUUUUAAGUGCAGAAGUGGGAGAACCUGUGGCCCUCCAGAUGUCAUUGGGCUACCGAUCCCAUAAUACUUGACCACUGACAACACUGGCUGGGGUUGAUAGGAUUUGGAGUCCACAGCCUUGUUUUAAGAUUAUCUACAACUUAAGCGCAAACCCCGUCCCAUUUUUUACUACCUGUUUUUGUUGUUACAUCCAGGUAACUGCUGGACAUAUGAUGGGAUGCCAUUCUAUUAUGUGUUGCCCUGCCCCUCACUUCAAAGAACUGUGUUAAGCAUUACCUCACCCCACAAUAUACUCUAAGUCAGCACAAUGUGCAGCGCUAUGACAGCCAACCACAUGUUUGUUUAAUAUUUCACGCUUUUAUAUCUCACCCUUAAAGCAGAUCAAGGCAACACACACGCCUUCUCUGUCCCUCUGCCCUAGUUUUAUCUUCACAUUGGUCUCUGUGAGACCAAUAUAGCGACUGGCUAACCCACACUCGGAGGUGAGUGUCGUUUCUGAGUGUGGAUUUAAAACAAAGCGUUCCCAGUCUUAGACCCCAUAAGCACUAUACAUUGGUUGUUGUUGUUGUUGGCAUCUGUUUGUCUUGAGAGACAAUGGAGUGUGCCUCUGGGGCCAAAGUCAAACUGCUGGGGAAUCGCAGAGCCUGCUGUGGCUGCAAAGACUGAUAACUCGUGAUGGCAGCCUCUCUCAUUGUUUUUGCUGAGUUAACAGUACCAAAGUGGCCACCCCAGGGGUGCAAGCUGUGGCAGUGUGUAUGGAGGUCCUGGACUGCCCAGACCACAAGACGCUUUUCUCAGCCUUGCUGAUGUGGUUCAAAGGAAAGCAGAGCAAUACUUUUGACAGCAGCUUGGCAGAGAGAGGCGUACAAGGCGCUUUCCAACGGUCUUAGCGUCUUUACUCUGGAUUUGUGUAGGGUUUACUGCUGGCCGCGUCCUGCCUUAAAUAGGGCAGGCCAAGCCCCCAGAGCCAGCCAAUUGGCUGGCCAGGGUGUGACACGGCCGGGAAUCUCCCAAUCGCACGGGGCUGGGCUCCAGCCACCACGCGCAUGGUGGGGCCGUGAAGCCCACAAACCCACUUCCUCUGUAGGGCGAAAGUGGCUUUCUUCUCCUGAAGAUGACCCACGAGGCAUUUAAAGCAGGACUGUACCACUGUAAACAACCAUGGCUUUUGCCAAACAAUCCUAGUUGUUAAGGGUGCUGAAAGUAGUUAGGAGACUCCCUGUUCCUCUCACAGAGCCACAGGGCUCAGACUUCACUGGGAAGAGAGAUGGAUUGUUAAGCUGCUCUGAGAAUGUUAAACUCCAUUUUCAGUUUCUUGUCUUCUAUAAAAGCCUUGUUGUAAGUAACUUCUCUCCAGAGAUAUUGUAGUGGCCUUUUUUGCAAUUCUUCUCCACUUUAUUAUUAUUAUUGAUAAAGGAAACUGUGUUUUACUGUGCAUUUGGUUUAAGCUCUUUUCUAAUGCCAUUUUCCAACAUUUACAAUGAACAAGCUACAAACCACUAGGGAACCUGAUGGAUCGUGGUUAAGAAGAAAGCCUCUCUCUGUAUUUUUUAUUACUUGUGCAUCUUUCACACAAGUAAUACUUGUAAUUAUGUUGGAAUCAGGAAGGCUGUUUUUAUUCAUUCUAUCUGCAUGGCUCUCAGAAAACAUACUCAUGUUGGUACAGCAAAGAAAUAGGAAGACAACAGUGUGUGUUUGUGAAUUGCUCCCUCAUUUUGGCCUCACUCUUGUGGUCAACCUUCACUGGGGCUCUCCCGUGUAGGAUGGGCUUCCCCAAUUAAAAGGAAAAGGGAACAUUUAAAAAAAUUCCCUCUACUUAGAAAACGUGGAUUUCUCCCCAACUUUCCAGUAUGUCUUCAGCAAAGAAGUUUGCAUGGCUAUUGAUCAAAAUUAGCCCUUUUGAGGCAGGUUUUGGGACAGCUAAAUUAAUUGUGCUACUAUAUCAUUUUUGGCUCUUCUGAUCUGAUCUUAUCCUGGCUAUUUUGUUGUUGUUGUUUUUGGCUGUGAUUUAUUGUAUUUAGAUUCUGCUAUUGUGAGCCAUUCUGAAGGUUGUGGGGUUUAAGCCAAAUCCUUAAACAAGCUGACGUGCUAAUAAAGAAAAUUGGGCUGAAAAUUGUGUUUACCUUACAAUAUGAAGAUACUGAACAGCAACAUUCCAAACUAUUGGCAACUUGGAAAUCAGAGUUCUUUUCAACAUCUAACAGCUGCAUCCCACAAGUUGGUGGGUGGGUUGUUUCUGGAUGUUGUUGCUGGAAAGGGUGCAGAACCUUUGCAAAGUUCUGUCAUAAAAGUAUGGCAAACUACUGAGUUCUCCAGAGAUCUUCAUCGAGCAAGAUAUUAACAUAAAGUGUGGAAUGUGCAAGCAGAAGAAAAAAUAAAAAAUGCAAAGAAUUAGGUUAAUACAGUAGUCAUGAGGGCACUUUGUAGACACAAACAAUGUUUGAGAGACAGAGCUGUAGUCUGGGAAGUUCCCACUCAGGGCUUGCUCCUGUUCUGAAAUGGCAAGAUGGCUUCAAAUCAUUAUUGUCUCAUUCCUCCCACCCCCUCGUCAGCAAUAUGAGAAUUGUAAUACUGCUCAGCCUUGCGGGGGUGUUUGAAUAAUUAUGUGCUUAGAUACAAUAUAUCUGUAUAUUACCUCCAACAUCUAUAUGUACACAAGAAAAGUACAAACUGGGGAGUCAGGAAAGGUAGAGAAGGUAUGUUGCUUUAGUCCCAUCACUGAUAAAAUCAAUCUUAAAUGCAACUGAUUCCCCCUCGAAACAUUGAUUCAUUAUCGGGGACUUCCGGGGAGGCGCCUCCAGUAAUGGCGGAAUUCCUCUGACCGGGAGGAAUCUGCUCCGUGGGAAUCUGGGUCUGGCCGCCAUGGCUAAGGCGGAGACCCGUUAAAAUCACAGGCAGGAGAAGCCUGUGAACGUGGGAUUCGGCGGGCACCUUUUGCGCCUCCCCCACUCGCGGGGAACCCCGGUUUUUGGGGCUCCGGAGCGACAUGGGGUGAGCGGCGCUGUGCAUCGAAUCGUCUGCUUCUUCCACGGAACGAAGCCGCAUAGCUGUUGCCGGAGAGCGCUGACCUUUUCCUGUGGACAAUUUGACUUUAAAGUAAUUACCCGUGAGUAGAACUGAAGUGGAAGAAUUGGAUUUCUAAAUGUUUAAUUUGGUACCGUAACGGGGAGGUUCAAAACAGGAAGUCCGCCUCCCCCUUUUGUAAAUAGACUGAGGCAAUGAAGUUGCAAGCUGGAGUCCUGGAAGGUCUUUUGUAAAAGAUCAAAUUUCCAAUGGUAAAGAACAUUAAACCCCCUCUUGGAGGCAGGAGAAGAGAGGGGGAAGUUGUGGAUUGAGUAUGCCUGCGGGAGAGAGCGAAGAGACUUAAAAUACCGCCACUCUGACCCUGGAAAUGGGCUGCUAGUAGGACUGAUGUCUUUUGGAAUGUUCAUUGACAGCUAGUUAAAUAAGAGAAAUACAUUGUUUCUACUGUCUCCGGCUGCUUUAAAAAGGAGUAAAAGUAACUGAAAAUUGAAACUAACUUGAAACUAAUUUUGGAUUGUUUAAAAGAGGAUACUAUUGACUAUUACAAAUAGAAACUGUUUCCCCCUAGUGGAAGCCUUUGAAACUGGUUGCUUUACAAGAGCUGGACUAGGGGAAUUUCCAGCUGCAAGUUAAAAACCGUGAGACUCUGGGACUGACCUUGAAUCUUUUAAGUGUUAUGGUAAAUGGAAGAGGAAAAACAGACCAGUCAACUGCUGAUAAAACAUUAAGGUCUGGGAGGACUUGGUAACAAUCCAGGAGAGGUCUAUCAUUAGGCCCUCCUGUUCUUUCUGUUGCUGUCUUUGUACUAGUAUAUUUAAAACCAAGAGGAAUGUCGACAGAAGAGGCUUUAGUGGCUGCAUUAUAUAAGAUAAACGACUCAUUGGAUCAGCUUCACAGGAAAAUGGACACGAUAAAUGCGAAAGUGGAUGUUUCAAUUACUAAAAUUAACUUAAAUACAGAAAGUAUAAAUAAUACCAAUACAGAAACCACCCAGAAAUUGAUACAAGAACCUAUUUUGAUAUGGCAAACUGUGGAGGAAGUCAGGGAAAAGCUGUUGCUGCUGAAGGCAAAGUAACACAACUGGAGAGAAAGAGAAAGAGAGCCCCAGCCCUACAGAGGCAAUUUGAUGAACAUAAGUUGACGCUUGCUAUGACUGAACUUAAAGAAAAACAGACGAAUUUGAGGAUUAGAGUUCACCUUUGGUGGACAUGCCCAAGGAUUAAGACACUCUGGGAGAUGAUUCAUAACGAAAUGAAAAAGGUAUUUAAAUAUACCCUUUUGAAGAAACCAGAGGCCUUUCUCCUGGGCAUGGUCGGCCAAUUGGUGUUAAAGGAUAGAAUUUGUUUCAUGUAUGCAACAAUAGCAGCAAGAAUACUCAUUGUGAAGUACUGGAAGACACAAGAUUUAUCCAUUCGGGAAGAAUGGCAGAUGAAGUUGAUGGACUAUAUGGAAUUGGCAGAAACGACUGGCAGAAAUCUGAGACCAGGGAGAAGAGCUGGUGGAAGAAGACUGGAAAAAGUUUAAGACUUUUUAUAGAAAUACUGUAAAAAUAAUGAAUGUUAGAAAAAUGUUGGAAUGAAGUUAUAUGGCUUUAGUAGAAAUGCUAUAAGGAAUCAAGUAUAAAUAGAUUAAUAGUGUAUUAAAGGGAAAAUAAGGCUAGAAUAUGUUAAGAUAAUUAUAGGAUAGAAAACAGAGGAAGAUGGAAAGGAAUUGCUGAAAUAAUUAAUAGAAGUGGAACACAAAACGGGAGGUGUGAGGAGGUCGUGGAAAUAAGGGAAUGACAGAUAAGACAUUGAAAUUGUUUUGUGUUUGAAAUGGUUUGUGUCUUGCUUUGUUAGUUUUAUGUUUUUCUUUUUUUUCUUUCUUUUUUCUUUCUUUUUUUUUCUUUCUGUUUUGUUGUGUUUAAACGGUUGAAAAUUAAUAAAUAUUAUUUUUAAAAAAAGAAACAUUGAUUCAUUAUCAUUUAAAGCACAACUUAUUUAAGGAUUAUACCAAUCUUCCAUUAAAUACUUGUUCAACCCACGUCGGGAUGAAUUCAUGAGGUGAGUCAACAAUGCAAGAUAAAUGCAUCCGCCUCUAACAGCUUUUGCACUCACAUGUCACAAUAGCUUAAUUAUUUGGUCAUCUGCUAGAUCCCAGUGGACAGUAUUUCCAUUGUCCAGAGCUCUCAAGGCAUAAUUUUAAAAGAGAUCAGAUCAGCUUCUAAUAUAUACACAGAACGUCUGCCUUAGGGGGAAGAGGUGAAGGGAGUUGAAAAAGCACGAGAAGGAUUUAUUACAGAGUUAGAGAAGGAUUAUUUCCAGACUUUGAGAAGAUUUUGAUCGUCUCCCACACCCCACUCCAAACAGCUUUAAAAGGGCAGUCCCUGGAAAGGUGAUUCAGCUGUGAGACACUUGUCCUGACGUUCAAUAGAUGGAAGUAGAAGGAUUAUUAUUGCGUGGUGAGUUCCCGCCUCCCCCCAGAAGAAAUAAAGACACGACACACUGAAUAUAAGGUUAAAUGGGCGAAUUAGGCCACAACUUUAUUGAUUACUGGAAUGAGUGGUAUUGGCCUUAGGCAUUGGUCCUAUCGACUAGCCGGCUCCAGCCCAAUUGCGUGAAGGGUUAACCACCAGUCGAGGAGUCCUGCUGAGGCACGUCAAAUAGGAGCUCCCUCGGGGUCACCGCUCGGGGGCGUGCCUUAGGCCCACACCUCCAUAGGCUUCGGACAGGGCAACGCCCCCCGGAGUCCUUUAUUGGACUACCCUUUGUUGCUGGGGGAAGCGAUGGUGCUUCCUCCCCCCCUUCACAUCCUCUACAGCUCCCAGGAUACUUUGGGGGGAACUAUAUGUUUUGUAUGUAUGGUGUGGAUGUGACCACAGUACAGUAACCCUAAAGAGCUGGGCUGCACAUAAACCAAGGCCUGGAUAGACACCCUUUCUUUAAGUUGUGUACAGCAUGUUAUUCAGUAAAUUAGCAUAUAUUUUUAGGGCAUGUUGUGUGAAGAGCAUUCACAGGAUUGAAUGCAUAUUUAGCACUUUUUUCUUUCCACCUCCUACACAAGCUAUGAGACGAGCUUUCUGAGUUGCUGGAGUUCUCUGCGAAGAUGGGGGUUGUGCUUAAUUUUUCAGGCACGUGACUUGCUCUCUGAGAUCGAGUGAGAACUGAUGGUGAACUGCAGAGAAAACUCUAAACGAGGGGAGGAUGACCUACCCUGGAGUAAAGACCAUGAGAGUCGGAUCAGGAGAGAGGGCAGCAGGGGAGUCAAAAGAAUAGCACCCUCUUGGGAAAACUAUUAUGUGUUUAUUUAAAAAAAAAAAAGCAGCACAUGCUCCCUAAAACAAUUGUCUUUUUUUUGCAAUUUGAUAUCUAGUAUAUUAAGAUUGGUUUUCCACAGCUAUGUUCUGUAGGUUCUCGCUUUGACAUUUCCCAGUCUGCUUCCAUGGGGAAUUGUGUGCUUUGUGUUGCAAGAGGACCUGUCAACACACACCUUGCAGGGUCCACAUGUUUGAAGCUUGUAAUUUCAUUUCAGCGGGGCUCUUUGAGGCUUAAAGUCAUUUGGAGAUGGCAAGAGCAGCCUGGCAAUGAUAUUCUGGAGUCUCUUCGGAGAGUGUUUUAUUUCCUGCACUGAAGAAUAGUUGACGUAACUGUGUUGUCCAUGGCUGACUUCCAAUUUUCCAUGUUCAGACCAUUAGCAGUUGCUGCGUUGCAAUAUCUUGUUUGCUAUCAUCUCUCCCUACUCCUUCAGACUCCAAACAUAAUUCAGACAAGGACAGGCGAAUUGUAUUAAGCUGUUUUGGGUUGCCUUGGGCUUUCCAGUUUCUUAAACACUGUGGCAGACAUGUCUUUAGGUGUAGGUCUUGGAAAUAUCUUUUCAAAAUGUCUCUGGGUUGUCUCUUUUCUUCCUUCCUCUUUUCUUUGAUCUUGGCUACUGUUUUGUUAAAUGGUUGGGCUGGAUCCAUCAUAGAAAUGCCAUUCGCCACGAGAAUGGGAUUACCAAAACAAGGCAAAGUCAGGAAGUCAAUUUUCAUAAUGUGAGGAUGUAUAGUGUCAUUUUGGAAGUAUUUUUAUCUUGGCGUCAAAUGCCAUUAAAAUGUGCAUCUUAUUGUACGAUUAGCUAGGCUGCUCAGGAACUGGUGCGUGUGUGUUUAAAAUUCAUGUAAAAAGUAUUAUUCAUGCCCGAUUAUAAGCCACCUACUAUUAGUAAUGUUAAAUAUAUAUGGCUAGAGCAGUGACGGGGAACUUGUGCCCCACUUAUAUAUUGUUGGACCACACCUCCCAUCAUUCCUGGCCAUUGAUCAUGCACCCUGUGGCUGAUGGGAAGAGGAGUCCAACAAAAUCUGGAGGACCAUAGUUAAGUGGCCAAGUGUGUCUUUCUAAUAGUCACUCCUGAGGGUCAAGUUAAACUUAAGGGGGCAUUUUUCAAAGGCUAAGUGUUGCAUGUGGGGUAAAUUUUGUUGGAAUCAAAGCUCCCCUUCCCUAUAUGAUUUGAUCCUGAUGUGGUUCUGCACACUAUGCAUUUAAUGUAAUGUGUAGUUUGACCCUGAGUCAGAGCUGAUUCAAUGCUGUUACAAAGAAAAGGGAAAAGAAAAAUCAAGAAUCACCGAAUCUUCCUCUUUUUUAGUUUCCACAGAGAAAAGAAGGCACUGAUUUAUAGGAAUCUAAGGUCACUUUCUGUGGAAAUGUGCUGUGCUGUGUUUUCCAGUAUUUUCCACAAUGAUUUCACACGAACUUCAUGUUCAAAUGAUGAGGUUUUAAUUUUAUUUUAAAAGCUAUGCUGGCAAUUUUCUAACAUGGGAAAGAUGUUCCUUCCUCGUGAGAAUUUUUUGUGCUUCUCUGUGGCACAAAGGUUGGUCGAUGAAUGAAAAUGUCUCAAUAUAAAUUGAAAAAGUGCACAGUAUGAGGGCCAAAAUUCAAAGAACCAGAUACGUGUUUUCACACAUCCAAGAGGGAUUUGGAGUGGUUCAGAUUUGGGGAACCUGUGUCCUUCUGGAUGUUGUUUGACUCCAGUUCCCAUCCUUCCCAGCCACUGUGGACAGGAUGACAGGAACUGGAGUGCAGUACAAUCUAGAGAGAGACAGGAUCUGCAUCCCUGCAGCAGACAAUGAUUAGCAUCUGGUGCCCCAGAUGUUGUGGAAUUCUAACACCCACCCUAUAACCUGCUUGGAAGUUUUGGGUUGUUUUGGUAUAUAAAUGUGAGGUGAUGUGAGUUGUACAACCUCUGGAGGACACUGCGUCAACUACCCUUGCUAGACAAUUCUGAGGUAGGUGGUCCAGUGGUCUGACAAUGGCAUAACGCAGCUUUCUGUGUAACUGAGGAAUACACCCCACUAGGAGUAGUUGCAGUAUAAUGAUUAGAGUGUCUGGCUGUGACCAAGGAGAUUCGGGUUCUAAUCCUCACUUGGUCAUGGAACUCACUGAAUGAUCUUGGACCUGUCACUCUUUCUCAGCCUAAACUUCCUCACAAGGUUGUUGCAAAGAUAACAGGAGAAGGAGAAGAACCCAUAUGUGUCACCUUGAGUUUCCGGGGGGCGGGGCAGGAUAUAAGUGUUAUAAAUAAACAAAAGCAUCUAGUUUUCCAGCUUGCAGGUGGAGGGCAUUAAAUAAUAGUAGAAGUGAUGAAGUAAAUGGGACACGGGUGGUGCUGUGGUCUAAACCACUGAGCUUCUCGGGCUUGCCAAUCAGAAGGUUGGCAGUUUGAAUCCCCGUGAUGGAGUGAGCUCCCGUUGCUCAGUCCCAGCUCCUGCCAACCUAGCAGUUCGAAAGCACGCCAGUGCAAGUAGAUAAAUAGGUACCGCUAUGGUGGGAAGGUAAAUGGUUUUCAUCACAGUGUUCCGUUGUGCCAGAAGCAAUUUAGUCAUGCUGGCCACAUGACCUGGAAAGCUAUCUGUGGACACACGCCAGCUCCCUCAGCCUGAAAGCGAGAUGAGCGCAGCAACCCCAUAGUCGUGUUUGACUGGACUUAACCAUUCAGAGGUCCUUUAUCUUUACCUUUACCCUCAUGAAGUAAGUUCCUACCUUUAAUCUCUAGUGUCUGCAUUUAAAAGGAUCUCAUGGAGAUGUUAUGGGAAAGACCUUGGUGGUCAGUCUCCAUUCGGGGUAUGAAGUGAACCAGAUAGACUCUGCAUAAGGAAGCACUUUCUGUUUCAAAAGUUGCUAGAAACCGCAGGAAGGGAGAGGGCUCUUGCAUUCAGGUCCUCCUCAGGGUCAGCACAGUUGAUUGGACCAGAUGGGCCAUUGGCCUGACCCAGCAAAGCUCUUCUUGUAUUCUCAAAAAGCACCAUGUUUUCUGAAAAAUGAGAUCUCCCCCGCCAUUGGGUUAUUAAACCACUAAUUUACCAGACGACGCCAGAAUGAAACAAGACAUCAGUGAAUAAAUGAAGUCCUACAUCCUACGCAGCUGAAUGCCACAAAUAGCCAAUAUUUCCCCCCUUACAAAAUUACACAACAAAAGAGUAACAAAAGGGUUCAUUUCAAAUGCCCCCUUUGUCCAUUCAGGACGUGUUGCUGUGUUCCUGUUGCAGAGGAACGCCCAGAGUUCUGAAUGCUGCAUUGUACAGUUUAUUAUCAAGACUUCAUUUCAUAUCUGGUAUAUUAAGGCAUAGCUUCUUGGCCAACGAACUGAGCGCUGGCCCUUCAGUAUCUGGGAGGAGAAAGUGUUGCUGCCAGAUCAGUGGAAACACUGAGGAAAUGGAACCAAAGCAUUUCUUAGGUUUUCAUUUGGUUCACUAUCAGAAAACUGGUUUUAAGAAAAAGGUUGUCAAGUAAAGCAGGAAAUGCAACUCGCUUUUAUUCAACCCCACACAAGUUACGGUAAUUUCACACAGACACACACACACACAGAGAGAGAGAGAGAUACAGCCUUCUUUUUUAUCCAGGCGUCCCACUGAAAGAGAUAAUAGCAAGGUUGCACAGAGACCAAAACAAAUUGAUACGCUCUUCCUACUUAGUGACAAACCCAGAUAAGUAAUUAUUGGGCUUUGCAUGCUAUAAAGGCCACUUCUCUCUCUGAAAAGCCUGCUGAGAGAAUGAGAGGGGGGAAGGGGUGAGCACUGAGGAGUAAGGCCAGGACAGCUGCAGCCCAUGACUAAGGGCCACGUCUUGUGUGACGUGGGAGAGACAGGCCACGUCUCAUCCAUACAUUUAAAGCACUGUUAUAUCACUUUGGGCUUCCCCCCAAAGAAUCCCCAGAGCUGUUAUUUCUUAAGGGUGAUGAGAGGCUGCAAAUCCCACAGUAGCUUAACAGUCCUUCUUCCCAGGGAACUUAAAAAAAUAUAUGCAUACGUUUUGGAUUCCCGCCCCCUACCCUUGUUUUGUUUUUAUGCUGGUUUUCAAGUAUGUGAUAUUUAUUUACUGCUGUGAGUAGCUUUGAGUAGCUUUUGUUUCUUUUUUGAAAAAGCAACUAAUAAAUACAGUUGUAACUUGGAAGUCGAACGGAAUCCGUUCCAGAAGUCCAUUCGACUUCCAAAACAUUCGGAAGCCGCGAAAGUUGCGUCGGACGUUUGGGUUCCAAAGAACGUUUGCAAACUGGAACACUCACUUCUGGGUUUGUGGCGUUUAGGAGCCAAAACAUUCGACUCGCAAGGAGUUUGGGAUCCAAGGUACGACUGUCUGAAUAAAAAUAAAUAUUACAUGUUUUUAAGCAGAUGCUGCAUGGUAACUGAUCAGGGUUGGCACAGCAGUGGAUUUCGUCCAGUGGUAGGGAGCUGGUUUGAUUAUAAUUCAAGUCUGGUUCCACUUCUGGGAUUGUUCCCACUUCACUGCACCAGCAAGCAGCAAAUUAGCUAAAGGUCAGCCUUUAAGAAUGGUGGUCAACCAGCUCAUUCUCUAAGCCAGAUUUGUUAAGUAUAAUAGAUUUAAUUGAGAUAUAUAUGUAUUAACGAAAGUUUAAAAGGGAAAAUGGCUAAAUGUGUAUUGCUAACAUUGGGGGUUUUACACAGUAGUUUUUCCAAGGGGCUCUAAGCUCCUAAAUGGGUUAGUGAUUACCUACUGAUUGUUUUCUAGUUACAGGUAGGUAGCUGUGUUGGUCUGCCGUAGUUGAAACAAAAUAAAAAAAUUCCUUCCAGUUGCCCCUUAGAAACAAACUCAGUUAGUUAUUGGUAUGAGCUUUCAUGUGCAUGCACACUUCUUCUGACACUGAAGAAGUGUGCAUGCACAUGAAAGCUCAUACCAAUAACUAACUUAGCUGGUCUCUAAGGUGCUACUGGAAGGAAUUUUUCCCCAAUUGUUUUCUGUUACUCUAAAGUGUUGUCACCUUAGAUCAGGUGACCAAGGUACUGAGCUGCAAAUUCGCCAUCUUGAAAGGGUGGUGGCAGUUAGUUCUUUGUCUGAAUGCCACAAGGAACAGAAGAUGUAAAUGAAGCUCUCAAGGAAAACAGCUCCGGGAAAUGGAUGCUGUUAAAGAGAGGAAACUUUGCUUAUAGGUCUGUUGAACCUGUGCUGCAAAGCACAAGAAAUUGUAAGGAUAUCUUGGUUGUAUCUUUGAUGCUUAUAUUUUGUUUUGAAGAGGUCUGCCAGUAAAAAAAUUGUCCAUGUGGGCAUGGACAAAGAUUUCUUCCAAAAGGAGUCAGUGCUUCCAGUCACUUCAAACAACACAAUAUUGAAAUCUGCAACAAUUUUCUCAUGCCACUAAAUUGCUAUCUUCAUUUUCUUUCUUGGUUGGCCUCUGUGAGAACAGGAUGCUGGUCUAGGUGGGCCACGGGCCUGAUCUAGAAGGCUCUUCUUACUUUCUAAAAGAGUUUUGUCCCUGCCUCUAAUGUUUGAACUCUGUGGCACAGCCAAUGACACUGAUUAGCAGCAGGCAACAGCAGCCAAUUUCAUUUAUAAGCCAGCCUGAGAAAUCCAAACGGUAUAUAUGAUCCAUAUUUUUUUAGGAUGAGCUUCAGUUCAAGGCAUACUAUAGCCAGAGAUCCUGCCGGCAUCAUCAGAACAUUGUUAUACUACUUCACACUCUUGAUGAAGUACCUGUUGAGGACUCAGCUGCUUUUUCACCAUCAAGGGGGAGGAAAUGUCACAAAUGAAUUGUAGGUAAUAGGUAAUCACAGAGACAGGAGAUCCAGCCGUUUUGUGGCUCAGUUAUGAAAUGCUCCUGUCUUUUGCUUCCCUAAAUCCAUUCUUCUGUCUUUCAGAAAUUGCUCUUAAAUGCCUAAUGUUUUCCCGAUUCCUCACUCUGUUCCCCCCCAUGUAGGAAGAGAUGAGUAUGGCAAUCAAAAGCAGUAAAUCUAGCUUCCCACAAGCCAUUAUUCAGAUGCUUCCUUUCAUUGUAGGGUAUAAAUUGGAUUAGUAAUGAUAGUUUUGGGAAACUUUGUACUUAUUCCUCUUGCUUUUAUGCAGCAGGAGACCUGAAGCCAAAAUCUCUCCUUCUCAUACCUACAUUUAUUAUACUUCUCUUUUACACUUACGAUCUCCACCAGAUACUGUACUUCCUGCAAUGCACAGCUGAACAUCUGCUGCCCUUAUGUGACACCCAGAAUCAGCUGCCUGAUGUGGCCUCCUUCCUUUGCCCAACAGUAGGAUCAGCUCCAGCUAGAACCCUGGUCCUGGGAUCCUCUCAUCUCUCUGUCUCUCUUAACAGCAAUGCCAGAAGUGUGAUAAUGUAGGUCAGGACUAGGGCACAGAUGGAGUGUUUAACACUUUGCCUCUGUGUCAUUUCCCUGUUGACUUCCCCCACAAAACUGUUUGUAGGAAAUAGCAGUGUUGGAGGUCAACAGCACAUGGAAGGAAGAAGCUUUCAUUGGGAAAACAGAAAGCAGAAAGGGCCCUACAAUCACAACUGUAUGUUUCAAUCUAGAUCCUGUUCACAGAGCACAACCACAUCAGCUGGGGCUGAUGGGAAUGUAGUCCAAACAGCUAGAGGUCAUUGUUAGUGAAGACCAGGCUAUGGAUUAAUGUCAAACUGUUCAGUGAAGCCAAUGAUUGCUUCUCCAAAGGGCAUUUCUAAGACAAGAAGGUUUUCAGAAAAAUGCAAGCUGCUGUUUUUGUUUUGUUGUUGUUGUUUGUUAAAAUACCCUCCAGAAUAUUGGUGUACAUCUCACCAUCUUGUAGUUUGAAGACUACAGCAAGGUAUUGACUCAGAAUACACAUUCCAUCACUUAAAAAUGGAGAUCUUUGGGAGAGAUCAUUAUUAUUCAGGAAAUAUGCAUAUGCACCAGAGGCAGAAUUGCAACAGCACGAAGAAGCCCAUGUGACAGCUCUUGACCUUUGAGUCCUCUGCUGGAUGCCUUUGUAGUACCUGGGAAAGGGAAAUUCCACUUGGCUGAAACCCAGCAAGCUGACCUGCGCUGAUCCUUUUGCUCGGAAUUGACUGGAAAAGUGAAGGUGCUCAUAUAAGCAAUAAAAGAACUCUGAAGGAAAGAUGGCAGUGAAUAUCUUGCUUGAGAUUGGCAUUCACCUCCCAGAGGGUGGCAGUUUUUGGAGAGUGGGGGAGGACUUGGGCAAGAUUGGUUCUCCUGCUUCAGUGAGCCUAGUCUCCUCACUGAUAGGGGCAGCUGUUGGUAGUUGCUGCUCCUCCAAUGCAUUGUCACGUCCACCUUCUGCUGUGCCCAACAGAGCCAGUGAGUGAACAGGGAGCAGCCGAUAUUACUCCCAGUUUUUACCACUGAAGGUCCCUGCUGUGAUGGUUUGGACUUGGAGCCAGAGGAGUCUCGGUCCGCACCGGAUCCUCUGCCUCAGGUGGCAUCUGAACUGAGUCUGGGGCCUGAUUCUGAAGAGCCCGAGUCUGCACAGGUUCCCCUACAACAAGCACCAGCUGGGCUGAGUCAGGGGCCUGAGCCUGCCCUGGCUCCAGAUGCAGGGAUUACCUCCUUGCCUUCAGCUGGGCCAUCACUUACAGUUGCUCCACUACCAGUUGGGUCAGGAGAGGCUGAGGUGGCCUCUGGGUCUAGUAACCCACCGACAUCUCCCAAGCUGCAGAGACUGAGGUCUGAGAGAAGGAGAGACCUGAGUACUUGCAGGAGGGGUGCUCACCUACGGGUGAGACAGGGAGGUGAGUCCCCAGGGGGUCAGGACCGGCCGUUACCCCAACAGAGAUAAAAGGCUGUCGGACCCCACCCCAGGUUGCGGGAGCAAUGUUGCUGUUUGCCAGAACCUGCCUGUGAGCCUGUGCCUGACCUUGCCUGGUUUCCUGCCUCUUGUCCUGCUAUGGUCCUGUCGGACUCACUCCUCGCGGAACACUUGGAUUCGGGACCGGACCUGGACCACGUUGCUCGGGUUACCCCCGGGCCCAGCACACCUGCCUUCCCACAGCUCCCUAAGUCUCCUCCUCCCCUGGUUCCUUUCCAGGUAAUCUGAAGCCCCAUCCUCUUGCCUGUCAUACCUCUUCAGGUUAUGGGAGACCAGUGGAGGAGAGGAGCUGGUCACAGCAGGAGUGGGAAACACCCAUGUCUCUUCACCAGCCUGACUCAUCUCUGCCUCUUGCCACCUCCUCCCCACACUCUACUCUCCUGCUGCAGAUUCUGAUUCUGAUUCCAGGCGUCUCUUUGCCACAGACUCUCCCUGAUCUCUAAGCCCUGUUAUCUCUUCAGCUUCUGACACCUUCUCCCAGUCUUCUCUCUCUGACCACUCAGUGUUGUCCUACCAAUCCCAGGCUCUGAGCCUUCUUCCCUUGGGGUUCCCCAGCUGGUUCCUCCUACCAUUCCUCUGCGUCCAACCGGUCCGUAACAAAUAGUAGAGAGAAAAGGAAGCCUGUUUCUGUAUGUUGUGUUCCAAGCACAAUCAGUCACUGGCAUUGCUUCGGAAUUAUGUGUAAAGCCACCCGUUCCUUCAGUUAUAUCUCUCUUUCCUCUAUGCAAAUGUGAGAGAACGCACACAAGUGGAGUCCUGUAUCAGCGCCAGCAUGCUCUUAAAAGCUGGUAUUGCUACAUAAUUCUAGACAGCUUGUCAGUAUUCAUUAGCUCAACCGCAAAUGUUACUUGUGGGAGGGAGAGUUGUGAUUAUUAUCCUCAGGCUGCUCCUACUGUACUUGUGGUCUGCGUAGCCUAACUUCCUAUUUGGUUUUCAGUCAUAUACCCUCAGCUGAUGGAACCCAGUGAUCAUCUUUCAGAUUAUGUAAUGCCAUCAAAUAAUUAUGGUGAACCCAGGAAAAUGCCUUCUUGGUCUUGCUGCUGCCCACAGCAUGUGUUUUAAAAAAAAUCAUGGUUGGGUGUGAAGAGCAAUAAUGUGUGAUGGACAGUAGUGUGUAGUGGCUGUGGAAAAGGCAAAUUCCUUUGAAUUGAAAAUAAAAACUUCCAAGAUCAUAAUGCAGCUAUACAAACUGUGCAACCACAGUUGGAGUACUGUGUAUAGCCCUGGUCACCUCACCUCACAAAAUAUAUUGUAAUAAUAAUAAUAAUAAUAAUAAUAAUAAUAAUAAUAAUAAUUUAUUAUUUGUACCCCACCCAUCUGGCUGGGUUUCCCCAGCCACUCUUGGCAGCUUCCAACAAAGAUUAAAAAUACAUUAAAAUGUCACACAUUGAAAGGGCUGCCUUCAGAUGUCUUCUAAAUGUCAGGUAGUUGUUUAUCUCUUUGACAUCUGAUGGGAGGUCAUUCCAAAGGGCGGGUGCCAGUACCGAGAAGGCCCUCUGCCUGGUUCCCUCUAGCUUUGCUUCUCACAGUGAGGGAACCACCAGAAGGCCCUUGGCGCUGGACCUUAGCGUCCAGGCAGAACAAUGGGGGUGGAGACGCUCCUUCAGGUAUACUAGGUAGAGUUGGGAAGGGUUCUAUGAUUCUAUGAAUUGUCUUAUUUCCUUUUAAAGCUAUCUUAAGUUUAUGGUUGUCUCACCACACCUAUAAUUUAACUAUGUGCGGUAUGUGCGGAAGUAUAUUAUAUUACUUUACUCCAAGAAGCUUAAGGUGAUGCACAUGGCUCUCUAUCUCUCCAUAUGCGGUAGGCUGGGUUGAGCGGCAGUGACUAGCCCAGAGUAACCCAAUGAGCCCCAUGGCCAAGUGGGGAUUUGAACCCUGGUCCCCCAGGUCCUAUUUCAACACUCAAAUAGCCAGUGGCUAUUUUAUGAUGAAUGAUUUUAGAGUGUUGUUUGUGCUGUACUUUUGUACUGUUUUGUUGUUGUUGGCCGCCCUGAGCCCGGCUUCGGCUGGGGAGGGCGGGAUAUAAAUAAAAUUUAUUAUUAUUAUUAUUAUUAUGUAUUAUUAUUAUUAUUAUUAAACCAGUACACCCCACUGUCUCUCUAUGCCAAGAAGAGGAAUGGAAUGGUUUUAUGAUAACAUAAAAAAAGCCCAGUGGCUCUGGAGCAAGAAGACUGGCGAAGCCAAUCAUGCGAAUCCUUCAAGUUAGUAGCAGAUGUAACCUGCACUCUUAAAGCCAAUAAUAAGGUUUUGCCUGCUUCCGGAGGGUAAUCAGCUAAGCGAAAUGCUUGUUAGCCUGCAUGCUCAUCUUCUUGAAUACAGUGGUACCUUGGAUUAAGAACUUAAUUCGUUCUGGAGGUUUGUUCUUAACCUGAGGUACCACUUUAGCUAAUGGGGCCUCCCGCUGCCACUGCGCUGCCGGAGCACGAUUUCUGUUCUCAUCCUGAAGCAAAGUUCUUAACCCAAGGUACUAUUUCUGGGUUAGCAGAGUCUGUAACCUGAAGCAUCUGUAACCUGAAGCAUCUGUAACCCGAGGUUACCACUGUAUUCAUACUUUACCCUAGUAGUUUACCAAUGCUGGGGAGAAUCCAAAAAGCUUUCAUGUUCUAAUCAUCACUGCAGGUACUUUCUCCAACCGAGUGAUGCCUUUUCUUUCAACUGGAAGAAAUGUUAAACACCAUCCUGGUAGACGGACGUUAGUGUAUGCAUUGUACCUAAGGGAGCUCUUGAGAGAGAAACGCACAAUGUCAAUAACUGCAGAGCAACCACUUCAACAACAGCAAGAGUCUUUUCUUAGGUGUACUGCAGAUUUUCAAACACAGUUUGUGGCUGUUACUCUCUCCUUAUACAGCAUAAUGUUACAGUUCAGCAGGGAAUAACGCUCAAAGUGCUUGUUGGCUCCCAUACCUCAUGUAUAUUUGGCCAUAAUGGCCUUGCUCAGCCUCCGUGGUCAGAGGUAGCAAUGUUUCUGAAUGCCAGUUGUUAGAAACUGCAGGAUGGGAGAGGGCUCUUGUGCGCUUCCCACAGGCAUCUGGUUGGCCAUUGGGGGCCCAGGAUGCAGGAUAGAUGGGCCACUGGCAUUAUCCGGCAGGGCUAUUCUUAUGCGCUUAUCACUGCCCUUCUCUCUGUAAUGAGUCAUGCUAGGUGAAAUGGCGAUCACUGCAGAUGGUGACAGCAGUUACGGAAUUAAAAGACGCCUGCUUCUUGGGAGGAAAGCAAUGACAAACCUAGACAGCAUCUUAAAAAGGAGACAUCACCUUGCCAAUAAGGGUCCCUAUAGUUAAAGCUAUGGUUUUCCCAGUAGUGAUGUAUGGAAGUGAGAGCUGGACCAUAAAGAAGGCUGAUCGCCAAAGAAUUGGUGCUUUGUGGUGCUGGAGGAGACUCUUGAGAGUCCCAUGGACUGCAAGAAGAUCAAACCUAUCCAUUCUUAAGGAAAUCAGCCCUGAGUGCUCACUGGAAGGACAGAUCCUGAAGCUGAGGCUCCAAUACUUUGGCCACCUCAUGAGAAAGAAGACUCCCUGGAAAAGACCCUGAUGUUGGGAAAGAUGGAGGGCACAAGGAGAAGGGGACGACAGAGGACGAGAUGGCUGGACAGUGUUCUCGAAGCUACCAGCAUGAGUUUAACCAAAUUGCGGGAGGGAGUGGAAGACAGGAGUGCCUGGCGUGCUCUGGUCCAUGGGGUCAUGAAGAGUCGGACACGACUAAACGACUAAACAACAACAACAACAGGUGAAAUGGCAUGGGUGGUGGUCAGGAGCCUGACAUUUCACACAGAUGAAAUGCCCAAGAAUUACUGCGCUAAGUUUCCCGUCGUCAUCACUGCUCAUUUUUUAAGGCUCCCCUCCGUUUAUUAUACACUGUCCUUGUUCACACAACACAGCAAGCCAAACUAUGGCUUACUAUGUGGUGUCCCAGAUUGAAGCCACUUUGCUGUUGUGCUAAGUCAAGGUUUGGCACAGUGAACCAGGACUUGUGGUUAAGCUCUCUUCUCAUUAACCAUGCCAAAACCAAGAUUAAAAUCAUAGAGUUGGAAGGGAUCCCAAGGGUCAUCUAAUCCAAACCCCUGCAGUGCAGGAAUCUCAACUAAAGCAUCCAAGACAGAUAGCCACCCAACCUCUGCUUAAAAACCUCCAAGGAAGGAGAGUCCACCACCUCCCGAGGGAGUCCAUUCCAUCGUUGAACAGCUAUUACUGUCUGAAAGUUCUUCCUGAUGUUUAGUCGGAAUCUCCUUUCUUGUAGCUUGAAGCCAUUGGUUUGGGUCCUACCCUUUGGAGCAGGAGAAAACAAGCUUGCUCCAUCCUCCAUGUGACAGCCCUUCAGAUAUCUGAAGUUGGCUAUCAUAUCCUCUUUUCCAGGCCAAACAUAUCCAGCUUCUUCAACCGUUCCUCAUAAGGCUUGGUUUCCAGACCCCUGAUGAUCUUUGUUGCCCUCCUCAGCACACUUUCCAGCUUGUCAAUAUCCUUCUUAAAUUGUGGCACCCAGAUUGUCCCAGAACCGCCAUGCCACCAUCCAAAGGCACCCUGAGAGGGACCUGACCUGGAAGGAAGACUGAGAAAUUAAUAGCUCCUUUUUGCACCAGGUCUACUUGGGGCUUCCAAUUUCCUCCCACCUCUCCUUCCCCUCACCAGCCUGUCUUCAACUGCGUAUGGUUGAAAUUGCCUGUGUUAAAUGCAUGCAAGAUUGGGGGGGGGGGGUUGCUGUGCUCAAUCUCCUCUGGUCCUAGAAUAGAAUGUUGUAUGUAUGGAGCCCCAUAGCGCCAGCCUUAUUCACAGCAGUCUGGUAGCAAACCCAUCUAGAUCCUAGAGGACAGGACUGAUCCCUGAAGAAAUAUAACCUUAGGCUAGCAACUCAGAUAACAUUUAAAGACAGCAUCUGCAAAGGCAAAGAUGGGGAUAAAAUUGGAACACUGAUUUUAUCCCUAGAGGUACCAGAAAACAGAGACUGUGAACGGUUCGAGAAGGUGUAAAUAGUAUUUAAAUACUACUACAUUUUUUUAAAAAAAAUCAAUUUCUGUGCAAUACACAUCUCAUGUUCUGAAUAGCUAAUCAUGCCAGGCAGCAUAAAAUGUGGGUGUUUCUAGUGACAUUAAUAAGCACGUAAUCAAGAAUACAAUCCUCCCUGCCGUAGCCUAAUUUAGCUGAGGUUACAGCAUUUUCUGUACUGCCCUCCAUUAAUCAUAGGUAAGCACAAUUACAGUUCUCUUACCUCAUUUUGAGAAGACAAAUAAUGCACCCAGAGAGCAUGAGUGUUUGUCAGUCCUAGCCACCCCUUAGUACAUAUUUAUUAAUGUUUCAUCUGGAAAUUGCAUUUGUCUGAGAUUAUACAUGGAGUAAGUCUUGCAUGUUAGAAAAUACCACUCACUUGCUUAUUUGUAAACACUGAAGUCAUUACUGUGCCUGCAUAUAUACGUAAACAAUGAUCUAGUUAGCAUAAUAUGCAUAAGCCUCAGAACUCAUGUUCCCUCCACCUCCUUCAGCAUGGCCACGAUGAGGAAACUGGAAGCUUUCGCUUCCAUCUUCAACUAACCGCAAUCACUUGUUACGCCCAAACAAACUGUGGUUAGUCUUAACUGGCUUAGAAAAUAACUCAGCAUUUUUAAAUGACCCUGGGUACCAGUUAAGACUAACAUAGAUCGCACAUUUGGACAAAAUGAGGAACUGCAGUUAGUCAAAAAUGAAAGUGAAAGCUUCUGGUCUCUUUGUGGCUCACUCAGGCUCAUCCCUAUAACACUAAACCAUGGUCUGAUGUUAACAUCCAAAUGCCGGUUGCGGUAAACCACUGGAGGGCUGUUGUGCUCGGUUCUGUCUUGAGGGUUUUCUGCAGGCAUCUGGGUGGCCACCAUGAGAACAGGAUUCUGACCAGGAAGUGACCUCUCCAGAAAGCAGAACAACUCUUCUUUUAUUAUCUCUGUGGCUGCAAUCUCCUGGGUGACACAGACACUGUUAGGCAGUUGAAUGCACAUGCAUAUUCCAUCCAUUUUCCUCCCUCCCACCCACGCUUUUUCACGGCCCUGGGCACGGGCAACCCAUGCUACACCACUGCUACCAACUCUACAAUUUUCUAGUUUCCUCCCUUCCCCUUCUCCCCCAUUCUCUCUCUCUCCCUCCCUCUCUCUCCAGCUGGUUCACUUUCAUAAAGGUGUCCUCUGCAUCAGGGUCCCUGUCCCAGGUAUCUGAACGUAAGAAAGAGAAACACAACUGAAAAUAUUAUGUGUCCAUAUUCAAAAAUUCUGUUGGUCUUGUUUAACAAGAUGGUCUCAUUAAGAAAAUGCUGAACUUGUAACCGAAUAAAGCUGCUAAAUAUUUCAUUGCAUACCAGACAGUAGUAACCGGAGACAGGAAAUUAUUAUAAACUCUGCUGAUUAAAAGAGGUAGAUUUCUGUAAGCUUAACAGGAAUAAUUAUGCUAAUUCUGGGGUCUUAACUGAAGAGAGAACAGGCAUCUAUCUGCCUGCUCAGCACAGCUUCUUAGUGGAAAUAAUCAUCCCAAUUCACUAUGAUCUUUUGUUGAGGAUACUUUAAGAAACAUAGCACUGCUCAAAUGAUACAAUAUAAAAAAUAUAAUCUAAAAUAUAAUACUCUAAAAUGAUUGUUUGCUAGAUAAACAUGUUCAACAACAGUUGUACUGUAUUUGCUUGCGUUGAUGGUCAGAAAAACACCCAGCUUUUCUCAUUAAAGUUAAUUGGCAGCAGAUAAAUAAUUGCAGAAGAAUAAAGGAUGAUGCAGCUAUUGGGUUUCAUUCUUUAAACAGUGUCAGGAGCUUAGCUAACAGGUUGGAGAGUGCACUUAGGCAUGGAUCCAAAAAGUCAAGAUCUGGGUUAAUUCGGUAAUUGCUAGUUUAAGGAGCAAGCAAUCAAUGAAGGUCAGUAUUGCUAGACAGGAACACAACAAAAGAUCAAACUGUGUGCAAGUACGAUUGGGAAGACCUGUCCAUUUCAAUUAUCUCAGUUCCUCAAUAUUUCAAGCCUAAAAUUCAGUUCUCCACAUUUCAGCACAAUUUGCGGGGUUGUUGUUGCUGCUGCUGCUGUUGUUUUUUAAAAAAACUCAUGAAAAUUCUUCAGCAUUUCAAUAUUACUUUCUCCUGAUAAACACAUUUUAGUUUGCAGUUUUGCCUAAUGUACACACUUUUGCAAGCAAUUUCUCCUAAUAUGAAUUUUGCAAGUUACCGUAUUUUUUGCUCUAUAAGACGCACCAGACCAUAAGACGCGCCUAGUUUUUGGACGAGGAAAACAAGAAAAACACUACUCUGACUCCCAGAAGCCAAAACAGCAAGAGGGAUUGCCACUUUCACUGCACAGCAAUACCUCUUGCUGUUCUGGCUUCUGGGAUAGCUGCACAAAGCCUCUUCAGGGCAGGGGAGCGUUCCUCCCCCUGCCCUGAGGAGGCUUCGCAUGGCUAUCCUAGAAGCCAGAACAGCAAGAGGGAUCUCCCAGAAGCCAGAACAGCAAGAGGGAUCACUGUGCAGUGAAAGCAACAAUCCCUCUUGCUGUUCUAGCUUCUGGGAUAGCUGUGCAGCCUCCAUAUUCGCUCCAUAAGAUGCACACACAUUUCCCCUUACUUUUUAGGAGGCAAAAAGUGCGUCUUAUAGAGCGAAAAAUACGGUAUUUUCAUGAAUAUAUUCAUUUUUUAUGCACAUGUUUCUACCUAAUUUAAGACAUAUAUCUUUAUUUUCUUAAGUCUGGUCUACAAGGUGCAUCAGAAUCUGGUCUGGUCUACAGGUACUGUAAUCCAGAGCUGGUAGCAUGGAGUGUACCACUUCAGGCUGCAUGUGGGGGAUUCCAUUUUUGAAUGUUCCCCCAUGUGCAACAAACUGCCUGUUACAAGAUUAUUUUUUUUAAAAAAAAAUCAGCCAAACAGACAGAGGUUCAAUUCCAGCCUAUUCACAUCUCUGAUAGUUUUAUAAUUGCAGGGAGCUUUUUCUGUAAGGGAGCAUUCAGUAAUGUGACUAUCUCUUCUCUUAAGUGACACAUUUUACUGCCUCAGAAUGUACUACCCUGGUCAUUUUGCUUUGCUCAGUACAGACCAGUCCAGAAUAACCUGUCAGGUAGCUGAGGCGUAUGUUUAGAAAAUCUAGUGGGUCCCAGUAGUUUAUGAUUUUCUGCCUGCAACUCAGCCAGCAAAAAAUGGUUCUCUCCAUUUUUAUUAAAGUCAGAUGCCUUCUGCUUUCCUGCUACAGACGGCAUUAGAAGGCAGACAUGUUCUUUCUUGUGGAACCUCAAGAGCCAUUUAUAAGUGUGUUUUGCUUGACACGCAUUACAUUCCCAGCAAGCCAAAAGGAAAGUCUGCUUUUUAAAAGAAAUGUGAAGGCAAACACAAAACGUUAAGCUCGUGAUCAGCACAAACCUCAAAAUCAAUAAGCAUUCUGAUGGGGAGUAAAAUUACUGAAUACUCCCAAAUCUUAAAAGGGGGGCUGUUUUGUGUCUUAUUUUAAGUUAUUGGUAUCUGUAACCUUGGAGACCAAAUUCUUCAAAUUUACCCACCUUUGGGAUAAUUUUUGCCAGGGGUUUCGAAUGGAUGCAACAUGACUAGUGCAAAAAUAGCUUGUCACCACAACCCUUUGUCUACUUCCCCAGGAACCUCUGUAAGACUUGCCUCUGAAUAAACGGCCAUAGGAUUGUGCAGUUUGUGGGGAAAACAUCAGGAAUUCACAAAUGUUUAAUUAUUAUGGGUUCAAUACAGACUAAAUUAGUAGCACUUAGUUGCCUUUGAAAUCAGUGAGACUUAAAGUGCAAUUAACUUACUUUACAUCCAACCCAACAUAUAUUUUUUAAGGAAAACUAAAAAAUAAUAAUCAAUAAAGCAGAUGUUAAAGUGGAUAGUGUGUGGAAAUGAAAGUUAAUUCAUCUGGUGUUAUUUUUUAAGGAACAGGGUAUGCAGUGGUCAUAAUACAGUGGUACCUCAGGUUACAUACGCUUCAGGUUACAUAUGCUUCAGGUUACAGACUCCGCUAACCCAGAAAUAGUGCUUCAAGUUAAGAACUUUGCUUCAGUAUGAGAACAGAAAUCGGGCUCCGGAGGCGCGGCAGCAGCAGGAGGCCCCAUUAGCUAAAGUGGUGCUUCAGGUUAAGAACAGUUUCAGGUUAAGUACGGACCUCCGGAACGAAUUAAGUACUUAACCUGAGGUACCACUGUAAAGUCAAAAGAUGAACACUUUCAAUGAGUAGUCAUGUCUUAUACACACAGCUUUGCCACAGUCACCUCCAAUAAACAGGUUUGGUAGAAUUUGUAUUGCUUUUGAAGCAUUUCAAAUCUAUUUAACCAGGGACAACAGCAGAUGGAAGGAAGGAAGGAAGGAAGGAAGGAAGGUUCUGUCAAAUCUUAACUUUCAACUCGCUUGUCACAGAAAAUGUGCUAUGGACUGUGCUAUAUAUAGACGUAACAUGAUUAUAAUUCCAAAACUUUCUAGUGCAGCGGUUUGACUGAAUUCUCCAUAGGUGAAGUAGUGAUGCAUUCCUUUGGUUCAUGUCCUUAAUUAUAUAAGAAAAGAAAGUGAAUUAUAACAUGCAUGAUCUUUUAUUUACAGCUAUUGCUUUGCCCACCUACAUGAACACGUGAUUGCAUUUUUUAUGCUUUACUUUCAAAAGUACUCAAAGGAUGUUUGUUUGCCUCUCCUCUGCCCAUCUCUGGGGUACUUGGAAAUGUUUGGGUUGCAGUGCCCCUUGUAGGACCUUUGCUGGUGAUAGUUUAAAGAAGUGCUUUUUUCCUUUUUUUAAAAAAAAGUUUAGGGGUACUCUCAUUUUCCUACUCAUAUUGAAAUGCUGCCCCUCAAUGAGGCCAAACUUAGAUUCACAAAAUGUUUAGGGAUAAGCGUGCCCCUGCGUCCCCCCCAGAAAAAAGCACGGGUUUAAAAUCAUCUCAUCUCAUUUCAGCUGGCUUAAGGCAACAGUUUUAAGAGCAGCAGCUUCAGAUACUUGUAGGAGAAACCAAGCCAGCCAAUUGGCAGAAUUUAGAAUAUAAAACUAAAACAGAUGUUGCUGCUGAAGUUCUUGAUCUAAAUUUGAAUUAAGGUCCCCAUCAGAAGACAUUGUGAGACAGGUCAAUCAACCAAGUAUGACUGAGGACUUGCUUGCAUGCUGCCUGUUUUAUAUGUCAGUGACGGAUGUUGCAUCUAGUAGCUCAUUAGGUAUCUCAGCCCAGGACGAAGGGGCCACUUUCCCAUGAUUUCCCUGUUAGCUCCGUUUACUCCAUCUUGACUGUCAAAUAUGUCUUAGCCUACCAGUAAUUGCUGCUUUCGAAUGAUCUAUGGCUUCCUGCAUCUCGCAAGCCUGGAGCUUGUUAAAGCUGUUAAGCAGGGAAUCAUAGGGUUGCAACGUACAGAAAAGGUGAUCUAGUCCAUGGUUAAGAACAUCUGCACGCUACACAGGCACACCAAUAUCAAUCCAUCUAUGCCAAGGUAAACAACAAUGUACCACCAACAGACUACGUUUGCAGUAGAAGAGCUGUUUAUGAAGCACAUACAUGUUCAUGGGGUACACGCACUAAGUGUGCAUGCUGGGGCAGGGAGAGCCAUUAGAUCUGUUAGGAAGCUGUCUUAUACUGAGUCAUAGAAUCAUAGAAUUGUAGAGUUGGAAGGGACUAUGGGGAUCAGUCCAACCCUCUGCAAUGCAGAAUUAUGGGUCUUCCUAGCUCAGUGGCACCAGACAAGGAAUCUUUUCCCUGGAGAUGCUGUAGUGAAUCUGGGACCUUCUGCAUGCAAAGCUCUACUACCAAGAUGAGGGCCUUCCGGCUGUUGGGAAGGGGAGGACAGAAUUACUUCUGCUGGCACAAAUAUACCUUUACAAGCAUUGUGAGUAAGAAGGACUGUGUUAAUUUUCAUGAUGGAUUUAUAAUUUAUAUGGAAGCCUGUGAGAAACAACAGCUGCACCCACAUUGCCACUAGCCUUCCGGGUUUCAUUAAAUAUUUUUGAAACGUUUACCAAAAUUUAAAAUGGAAAAAAUGAGGAGCAGUUCUCCUUUUAAGGGAAAUUUCUGUCUUCCACUUUCUCUGUGGCACCGAUGGAACAUUUUAUGUUCAGUACUCCAUUAACCAAACCGAGCAACAAAUAGCUUUAUUGGAAGUGGGAAGUGACGGGUUGCAUUUCAAAUUAAACUAAGAAGAAAUCUGCCAUGCUAUUGUUUCCUCCUCUUGUCUACAAUUGCAGAAUGAAGAAGGCCUCCCGCAGGAAGGAAUGCCAGACAUGCCAGCAGACCCAGAAAACGAGGCCUAUGAAAUGCCUCCUGAGGUAAAAACUUUCUUUGAUGGGUUCUCACAGAGUAUACUAUUAAUGGGCACCUUGAAGUGUUGGAAAUUUAGAAAUUUAGAAACUAGUUUGUCAAUAAACAUGUACUGCACUCACAGAAGAAACCUGUGGCCACCCCACAUGCUGCCACCCAUGGAGAAGCAGUGCCGGCAGUGGCGCCAGUUUCUGGCAACAUCUUGCCAGAUCUCACUGAAAUCUCUCACAAUCUCAUGAAUUUUUUGUGAGAUCUCGCUGGAAACUGGUGUGGCUUCUCCAUCAAUGGUGGAGUAGAUGGGUGUUAGGAUGCUGUCAGCAGCUCCCAUCUGGUUGCCCAGGAAAGUAUGAAGACAAGGAAAAGUUUACUAAAGUUCUUUUUUAUUUCAGUCUUUUCAGAGAGAGGCUAUAGAACCCAGUCUCUUAGAUAAUGGCGUUGUCCCAAGUGAAUCUCCACACACCCGUCUCUCCCACUUCCUCAUUAGUCAUUCUCAUCACCUCCUCUAUGGGUGCCGUUAAGUGCCCUCUGUCUCUGAGCUCUUUGCUCUCCUACUUUUAAGGCUCGCCAGGUUCUGGGAGAUGGAGGGUCUAGAAUGCUUUCUAAUGACAACAUGUCAGCCGGGUGUUGCUUUGCCUCUCCCAUGAUUUCCUGACUUUUCCCCUCAUCUGCCGCUGAGCUGUGACCUCCCUCAAACCCCUGUUGUAAAUCUAUACUGUCUUCCUCUUCCUCCUCCCUAGAAGGGUCAGGAUGGGGAGGCGGUCUACACCUCCUCUGCCCAGUCCCUGACAGUGGGGUGACCACAGGCAUGCUCCUUCUUCAGUUUCCACCACCUGAGGCAGUGGAUUCAUUGCACCUCAUGGGUGGGCAGGCCCUGCCCCCACUGCCCUGCACCAUUCCACAAGACCACACUACUUACUGCUCCAGCAUGGAAUAAAAACAAACAUACAUACAUGCAUACAUGCAUACAUAAUCCCAUGCACAUUUAUCUAGGUGUAAACCCCACUAAACAAAGAGAUACUUAGUUCAGAGUAACCUAAGGUUACGCUAUUGAACUGCAAACCCCCACGAUAGAAGGAAAAUAACAUGUAUUAAUGAUGAAAACUUUUAAAAGAAAACAAUGCCCCCUCAGUACUCCUGGGUGGUGUGAAAACACUUACUUAGAAUGAAAACCAUUUUUGUGCUCCUCAUACCGACAGAACCCAAAAGCAAUACCAGAACAAUAAUGGAAAGAGAGGGGGGAAGCCUGCCAAAGCUAAAUUAUUCACUCAAAAGCACAUUUUUUUAAUUUGCAUUCACAUUAAAGAAAAGGGGGGGAGCCACCUUCUUUGUGAUUUAUCUUAUAAUACCAGUAAAUUCAGUGUAAGGACUUUAAUUUCAGAUCCUAAACCAGUAUCAAAGAAAACACAAACAUGAUUCAUAUUAUUAUUCAGUGUGAAAAGACACACACAGGCUGCUUCCUCGGGCACAUCAUUUCUCAAAAGCCGUUUUAGAAUUGUAGAUUUUUGUUCUCCCUGCAAAACACUUUCCCCUCUAAUAGCUUGUGUUCUUCAGUCAAGUUCCUACGGAUGUAUACCUACUUAAAUUUAAAUACAAAAUUCUAGCCUUUAAUGGACUGUGAAUGGCACUGCGUUACAGAAUUUUCUAAAGAACUGUCUCCAUUAAGAUGGUGUAUUUGCCAUCAUGCAAAGUAGUUCCCAUAAGAUUUUCCCACUCUGUGCAUUAAAGUGAUGCAGAAGAACAUGACAUGAUGCUUCUCCUUUCAAAGGGAAGAGGCUGCUAUUGCAUACGCUCCAACAUUCUGCCCAUAAUGGGACAGGGGCUUCUGCCUCUUUCCUAAAGCCCAGGAAGCUUCUGCCCAGCUUAGGGAAGGAGAAGUGAUGCUUAGGGAAACACGUGAAAACAUUCUAACCCAUACAUCCCUAGUGAGCAACAAGCUGAAACUAAGUACCACCUUAGUGUGAACUAGCAUAUCAUAUUGGGGCGCGGGUGGCACUGUGGGUUAAACCACAGAGUCUAGGACUUGCUGAUCAGAAGGUCAGCAGUUCAAAUCCCCGGGAUGGGGUGAGCUCCGUUGCUUGGUCUCAGCUCCUGCCAACCUAGCAGUUUGGAAGCACGUCAAAGUGCAAGUAGAUAAAUAGGUACUGCUCCGUCGGGAAGGUAAACGGCGUUUCCGUGCGCUGCUCUGGUUCACCAGAAGCGGCUUAGUCAUGCUGGCCACAUGACCCAGAAGCUGUAUGCCGGCUCCCUCGGCCAAUAAAGCGAGAUGAGCGCCGCAACCCCAGAGUCGGCCACGACAGGACCCUAAUGUUCAGGGGUCCCUUUACCUUUACCUUUAGCACAUCAUAUAUUAAGAUGUUUUCUCUCUCUUCUUCUUCCUCCUCUUCCUUCUUCAAUGUUGAUGUUGCUGUUUCCAACAGGAAGAAUACCAGGAUUAUGAACCCGAGGCUUGAAUUCAACUCUCUUCUUUCUGUUAGCUGCUGGCAAAGACAUCCUGUCCUGUACAAGUGCUGAGUUCCAAUGUGCCCAGUCGUGAACUACUUUUUAUAGUUUGUACAGUGUCUUUUGAAGUCUUCCAUCAGCAAUGAUCGGAGCAUCUGUAACUGCGUCCAGUUUUCGUUUCAGCGACCGACCUCCCUCUGGAACGAAGGUCUGGGUCUCAGAGCCAUUGUUGUUGUCUGGAUAUUGUGGCUUCAAGUUCUAAAAAGUCCGAAGCAGUUUUUAAAAUAAAAUAAAAAACACCUAAGUGUCUACUCCUUAUUUCUAAUGCUGUACAUGUUUCGUUGACGGGUUGUCGGUAAUUUGGUAUUGUUUCUGACACAAGGUUUUUUAACUGUUACCUAUGAUCUUUCUUUUUCUGUCAAAGGAUAACAUUAUUGUGAAAGUUGUUAAUAUAUUUCUAUACAUAUAUACAUAUAUAUAAAGUAAUUGAGCAUGAACUAUGCACCUAUAAAUAUUUACUGUGGGAUCUUACUCGUUUUGUGAAACGUUUUACUAACUUGUAUUUGUAAAUAACGGUGUCCGACUGGAAUAAAUAAAAUGUUAUCUGUUC